AUUUCAUUUAACUUGGUUACUUAGCAGAGCAGUAUUUGAUAUGAGGAUGCAGCAAUUUGCUUCAUUAAUCCAGGAAUAUACUCUGAACCAAAAUAUCUUUAUCAGAGGGAAAUGCCACUAGGACCGAUUAAAACUAAAAUUCCCAAUAGUCACAUCUCUAGAAGCAAUGGCAAGAGGUGGUUGAGAAAUUAUGUUGCAGAAGGGCAGGAUCUGAUGGACAUUUCCAGCAGGUAAGACUAACAGAAAAAAGUGAAAGACGGUAAUUCUGUUCUUAGAAGGUUAAUAGAAUGACUCUUGAAUUUAAGGAACAGUGGAACAAUGGUCGGUGAGGGUCAAAAUCAUUAUCUUAUUGGAAAUCUGUGAGGGGAGUUUAGAUUGGUUCUAGAGAAAAGUAGGUGGGGAUUUAUGUAAGUGGGCAUGAAAAGGGAAGUACAAAGUGGAAAUGGCAUUAUCUGGAAUCACACCACAUGUACACGUCACCAAAUGUACUAAGAAGUAGUGCUGAAGUCAGUGGUAGUUGAAAAAUACAGGGAAAAACAUAAUCUAAUAAAGAGGCAAGGAAGUGUGCCAAGGUGGUAAGCUCUGAGGGGAUUAAAAAGUGUCUCUGGAUAACAAGUCACAUAUUAUUGGGGGACAAGUUAUCAGAGAUAGGUAGCAUGGAUGAAAAAUUGAAGCUAAGAUAUAUUGUAUCUGGGUUGUCCUGUCUCCUCACUGUUGAGGAACAUUGAGGGUAUUUUUGCCUGUUUCUAACCUCUCACUCCUAGGAGUAAUGGGAGUUUGAGCGCAAGGCUUAUUUUUGUAUAUUUGUAUAUGCUUUUGUAUUAUACAGCUAUGUUACAGUGCUUCCGUCCAGCCCAUGUGUUCCCUAUUAAGGGUUAAGUAGGUAGUGGUUUAGAAAAUACCCCUCUCUGUCUCACUAGAGAUUUUUUUGACCUGAAGCUGAAGGAAUCAAGGUGAAUUGUUAGUGUAGGACUCACCUAGGAGGUUUGCCUUGACGUGGCAGGUGAGCUUCCACUUAAUGGCCAUUGGAGUGAUACUAAAAACCUCCAGUUGUUUAAAUAUGCAUAGGGAUUUGGGAUAGUGCGCAGGUAACUUUUCUUAACUCAUUCAGGCCUUUCAUGCACCAAUAGUGAUUGCUGAUGCGGCUGGAGCAGCUGGUCUCUCGUUUCCUUAAUUAAUUGCACUAUCCAUGUGGGAUCUAUGAAAGGCCUUUAUGCUAGUGCAAUUUUUCAUUGUGAAUUGCUGCUGCUCAUUAGUGACAUGUGUUGUUAAUUCAUUAUGUUCUAUAGUAACAUUGUAAUGUAUGUUCCUUUAUGACGGACAAACAGAUAUAUCAGGUACAUAUUUAUUUAUUAUUUAUUCACUGUUAUGUUUUAAUUAUGGUGCUUCUUUGUCCAUUCACUGGUAUAAUAUAUUAAUAAGGAUUAUUUUGUUAAGUUAUAUGUCACUAAGGCCUCCAUUGCUUUCCAGCUGAUAAUGUUUAUUGUCAGUUUAUCGACUCCAAAUAAUCCUUUUAUUGGUUUGAAUUGAUAAGAUAAAAUGUUUAUCAGGAGCCAAUUAAAUAAUGGUUUGAUUAACAUCGAUUUGUAAAUAAUAUUUAUUAUUAUUAUUAUUUAUAUAGCGCCAGCAAAUUCUGUAGCGCUGUACAAUGAGUGGACUAACAGACUCGUAAUUGUAACCAGACAAAUGGACGCACAGGAAGAGAGGGGUUGAGGGCCCUGCACUUACAAGCUAGAGGGAGUGGAGUAUAGUGACACAAAGGGUAUAAGUAGGGGUAAUGAUAUAGGUUGCUAGAAAAGUAUUCACUGAGAACUUGGGAGUAGGGGUAAUGAUAUAGGUUGCUAGAACAGUAUUCACUGAGAACUUGGGUUAUUUUUGACAGUUCCAGGAGAGGAGUCAUAGGGGAGAGUGGGUGAAUGAAAACCUGCUAACAAUUUAAAUUAUAUGCUUUCCUGAAGAAGUGGAGAUUGGGUGAAAGUCUAACGGAGACGGGACGGAAUUCCACAGAAAAGGUGCAGCCCUGGAGAAGUCUUGGAGGCGAGCAUCAGAUGUGGUAGUACGGACAGAGGAUAGACAUAGGAAGCCAAUGUAGGGACUGAAAGAGGGGGAGGCGUGGGAGGUGCGGGCGGACAGGAAAAUGAGCCUCACCGCCGCAUUCGUGCACCCUGGGAACACGUAAGACCACCGAGAAGGGGAUUGCAGUAAUCAAGGUGAGAAAGAACAACGGCAUGGACCAGCACCUUAGCUGCGUCUGGUGUUAAAGGACCACUAUAGUGCCAGGAAAACAAACUCGUUUUCCUGGCUCUAUAGGGUCUUUGGGUCCCCCCCACCCUCUGGGUCCCACUCCCGCCGGGCUGAAGGGGGAGGAAGGGGUUAAACGCUUACCUUUCUCCAACGUCUGGCUCCCUCGGCACUGGGGAAAUCUCCCUCUUCCGACGUCAUCCGCUUCCGACGGCAAGAGCCGCGUGCACAUUCAAUCAGUCCUAUGGACGCUGGCAUCUUCUCACUGGGAAAAUCACAGUGAGAAGCGCGGAAGCGCCUCUAGUGGCUGUCAGUGAGACAGCCACUAGAGGCUGGAUUAACCCUAAUGUAAACAUAGCAGUUUCUCUGAAACUGCUAUGUUUGCAGCUGCAGGGUUAACCCUAGAUGGACCUGGCACCCAGACCACUUCAUUGAGCUGAAGUGGUCUGGGUGCUUAUAGUGGUCCUUUAAGUAGGGGUGGAUGUAAGCCAUGUUUUUGAGAUGGAAGUGUUAGGAUUUGGCGAUCGACUGGACAUGAGGGGUGAAGGAGAGGUCGGAGUCAAAGAGAACACCUAGGCAGUGAGCCUGCGAGGUAGAGGUGAUGAUGGCGCCGUUGACUUGGAGGGAGACAGACAUGGGAGUUGCAAACUCUAAGGGAGGAAAGACCAGAAGUUCUGUUUUUGACAGGUUGAGUUUGAGGAAGUGAGCAGCCAUCCAGUUGGGAAUCGCGGAGAGGCAGUCUUGACAUGAGUCAAGAUGGGAGGAGAGAGAUCAGGAAAGGACGGGUAGUUUUGUGUGUCAUCUGCAUAUGAUAAUGGAAGCCAAGGAGCUUAUGAGUUUACCAAGGGAAGCAGUGUAGACUGAGAACAAUUGGGGACCAAGGACAGAACCUUGGGGAACGCCAACAGAGAGGGGUUGGGGAAAAGAGGCAGAACCAGAGAAAGAAACACUGAAAAAGCGCUGGGAGUGGUAGGAGGAGCACCAGGAGAGAGUAGUAUCUUGUAGACUGAGAUUACAGAGAAUGAGAAGAAGCUGUUGAUGAUCAACAGUUUCAAAGACAGCAGAAAGAUCAAGGAGAAUUAGGAUAGAGUAAUGGCCGUGAGAUUUAGCAGCAUUUAAAUUGUUGAAUACUUUGGUCACAGCUGUUUCAACAGAGUGACGAGUGCGGCAUCCCGAUUGAAGCGGGUCAAGCAGAGAGUUGGAUUUGAGGAAGUCUGUCAAUCUCGCAUACACAACUCUCUCAAGGAUCUCGGAGGCAAACGACAGUAGCGAUAUAGGGCAGUAGUUGGAUGGGGAGUUGUGGUCGAGGUUAGGCUUUUUCAGAAUCGGCGUUAUAGUUGCAUGCUUGAAGGGUAAAGGAAAUGUGCCAGAGGAAAGUGAGAGAUUGAAAAUUUCAGUGAGAGGAAGAGCAAAAGAGGGAGACAGAAUGCGGAUAAGAUAUGAGGGAAUAGGAUCAAGGGAACAGGUGGUGGGGCGGAAGGACUGGAGCCGAGUAGAAACCUCUUCCGUUGUAGUAGGUGCGAAUAAGCAUAGAACAGUGGAGUAAGUGGGGUUGGGUGAUGUAUUGGAAGGGGAGGGAGAGUGGUUACAGAUCUCUUCCCUGAUUGUAGAAAUCUUCUCAGUGAAGUGCGUUGCAAAGUUUGAGGCGCACAGGGUGGUAGGGGGAGGGGGAGCAACAGGGCGAAGAAGAGCAUUAAAAGUGUGAAAUAGGGGUUGUGGUUUAGCGCUCGAGCUGCACGGUCGCAUGUCGGAGUAGCUCCCGCUGCUCAAGCUACACGGGGCACUAAAUAAUCGGACUACCGAGCAUUAUUAACUGCAAGAGACACCGCAGGUACUCACCAUGUCCCAGAGGCUGAAAACCAAGCCCAUAAAGGCAGACAAAGCGUCCUUCUUUCUGGCAAAAGCCGCACCGCAAAAAACGAGGAAGAUGCCGAACAAGAUGGCGGCCCGUCAUGAUCGUGGGAGGGCUUGCCCGCUUCCCAGCCUCCCCUGGAACAAAUGCUGUUGACCAGCCCCUCACAGUAGCUACUAUGAGGAGCAUGAUGGCUGAACUCACAAACUCAGUCCAGAGGAGCCUUGAGGCUCAAAUGCUUACAUUGACGGCUGAUCUCAGAAAAGGACAUAGGGAACCGCACUGCGCAUCUAGAGUCCAAGAUGGCCGACUUCUCCACGGCCCAUAACAGCGUGGCUGACAAAAUGAAAGAACUGGAAGACGUUAUCACAGCUCAAAAACUCAAACUGGCAGAUUUGGAAGACAGGUCCAGGAGGAACAACCUCCGAUUUAGGGGAAUACCGGAGUCAGUAACAAAUACUGAUUUGGAAACUUACUUACAAGAUAUGUUCCAGCAGAUGACCCCCGAACUACAUCCGGACCAACUACUGCUAGACAGGGCGCACCGACUCAGGAGACCUAGACACCUACCUAACACGGCAGCGAGGGACAUCAUAGCAAGAGUACACUUCUUUCACGCCAAAGAAAGAAUAAUCAAGGCAAGCAGGAACGGGGGGAUGCCUGAGAAAUUUAGCAACAUAAAAAUCUUCUCUGACCUCUCGGCAGAAACCCUACAAUACCGCAAAUCUGUGGCACAAAUCACGCUGUCGCUGCGCACUCAGAGACUGAGCUACAGAUGGGGAUAUCUGGCUAAGUUGCUAAUAUACCCUAAGUUGCUAAUAUACCCCCUAUACUACUAUACUAUACAAAUAAGACUCCCUCCACUCCAUCACGUCAGCACCACAAGGCAUAAAGCUGCUCAGAGAUUGGGGUAUCCCGCUGGCUGAGGUACCAAAAACGGGCCUAGCGAAAGUUCCCCGCCUGGCUCAGGAUUGGGCAUCCCGAUAAAGAGACUCCAUACCUAAGCUGUAUACGUAAGACGCAUAACCAAGUUACCAGUUAUUUUGUUGUACAUAUUAUUAUGUAAUUUUGUGUUUUUCCUAUCUAACUGUCUCACACGAGACGCACGUAGGGGAGACUACCGGGGCCCCCCAACCUCCUCCCACACCGACUCAACAAGUACUCAACGAGACAUACUCUCGGUUAGAUCAUGACACUGCCCAAUUACCAAAGGUUGGGGAGUCGGGACACCGGAGACCCACAGGUACACACACAAAAAAAAAACGGGCCACGAAACAAAGGUUAAUUGCACAUGCACCCAUGGUGCCCCAGUGUGUGCUUGUAAAGGGGACAUCCUCCUCAACGGAAAGUCCCAACACCACCAUCCCCCUAGACUGCAAGCGACCCCCGGGUGCCGCAAAAAGGCUAGACCCAGAGGAGCCUCAUAGGGCUAUGCCCUCUUUUACCCCCCACUCUCCUACAUACAGUAAACAAUACAAAGACAGAAGCCAAAGGUUGACCUUACCCCGUCCCCCUCCUGCCUCCUCCUGCCUUCCAACAGACAUUCACACUGAACUGUCAAACAAGGCCACAUACCAGAACAUUAUGUAUGAGAAAGAGUUCGAAAACCUACAUACACGGGUACAAUCACUAGCAUUACCUGACGUAACCACACCAGAAUGAGAAUAGUGUCUUAUAAUGUUAAGGGGCUACAUUCCCCUGGAAAACGUAGACUGCUUUUGCAUGACCUUAAGAAAAACUCAGUUGAUAUAGCAUGCCUUCAAGAAACGCACUUUAGACACCCCACUGCUCCAUCACUCUUUACAAAACUAUACCCUAUACAGUAUCAUGCCCUGUCGGAAGCAAAUGAUAGGGGUUUCCAUCUUAGUGCAUAAAGACGUCGCCUUUACUCUGCAAAGCUGUUACAUAGACCCUAAAGGGAGAUACAUCAUAGUGGUAGGGCUCUUCGACAAUACACAAUACACCAUAGGAGCAGCGUACUUCCCGAAUGACAACCAAGCCUCUUUCCUCAAAUCUCUGUCCAAACUGGAUGCAUACAAACAAGGGAGGCUCAUACUGGGAGGAGACUUUAACUUCAUCCAGUCCCCGACCCUUGACACUACCGCCUCCCCACAGGGUAAACGCAAAAAAGGAACUCAAGCCCUCUGCAAAACUAUCACCAACACCUUGGCCUUGUAUAACCUAUACGAUAGCUGGAGAAUGCUACACCCCACUGACCGGGAUUACACUUUCUAAUCCAGGGUCCACAACACAUACACACAUAUAGAUACAUUCUUCAUAGAUAACAAGACCCUACCACAAUUGACAGCCUGUAAAAUAGGGGAUAUAACGUGGUCUGAUCAUAGUCCAAUCUAUCUUGACUUGGAAGAUACAUACCAACCCCGAGGCAGAGGCACAUGGAAACUAAACAAGUCUCUCCUCCUAGACAGACCAUUUGUAGAGCGUAUGAGGCUAGAACUCAGUGAAUAUUUCCUCGGUAACACAACAAACGAGGUCUCGGACUAUACAGUGUGGUCCGGGCAAAUCCCCGGGCGCAGAUGGACUCUCAAACACCUAUUACAAGACAUUCACAGACAUACUUACCCCACACCUGCUAAAAGUAUACCCCACAGCGACAGAAACAGGAUCCCUCCCCCCUGAAAUGCUAGUGGCCACGAUAUUAACGCUCCCGAAACCAGACAAGCCUACAGACAAUUGUAAAAAUUUCCAACCUAUCUCCCUUCUCAAUACAGAUGCGAAGAUAUACGCUAAGAUACUGGCCAACAGACUGGCACAUAUCCUUCCAACUAUCAUAGGAGACGACCAAACAGGCUUCAUUAAGAGUAGGCAGGGCAGAGACAAUACUAGAAAGCUCUCCUUGGUGCUGGAAAAGCUGAGGGGAUCGGGACAGGCUGGGCUUUUACCAGCCCUAGACGCCGAAAAGGCGUUUGACCGUCUGAAUUGGUCAUUUCUUGAACACACACUUCUAAAAUAUGACAUCCCCGCCGAAUUUAUCAAGCAGAUCUUCGCCCUAUACGCAGGUCCCACCGCCCAGGUACUACAAGCCGGCUUCCUCUCAGACCCGUUCCCUCUAACGAAUGGUACGAGGCAGGGAUGCCCUUUAUCGCUGCUAUUUUAUGUCCUGGGCCUAGAACCACUACUGGUCCAAAUUAGGAAUCGGGCAGGUAUCCGGGGAAUAGAGCUACAUGGAAGGGAAAUUAAAAUUAGCGCAUUUGCGGAUGACAUCCUCCUCUGUGUCACCGAACCAGAACAGUCGAUCCCACUUAUUCUAGACCUCAUAAGGGAAUACGGGACGAUGUCAUACUACUCCCUUAAUGCCAGCAAGACACAUGCGCUGGGAGUGCGGCUCAGCCAACGAACAUUAACUGCCCUCAAGAAGGAACAUCUUUUUGAGUGGAGAACAGAUACAAUAAAAUACCUAGGACUGACCUUCACAAAAAACCCUACAGAGACUUUUUCUGCUAACUAUGUUAGGGUGUGGGGAGACUGUCGUCAACUAAUGAAGAAAUGGGGCACCUUGUUUCUGACCUGGACCGAGAGAGUAGCAACCAUCAAAAUGUCCAUAUUCCCUAGGCUUCAAUACUUGUUUCGCAACCUACCGAUCCAGGUACCCAUGUCCUACCUCCGAGAAACACAAAAGGAUAUUAACAGAUUUGUGUGGGGGGGCCAAAGGGCCCGGGUACAGGGAACACUGCUACGAGCACCGGUGAGACAGAGUGGCCUCGCCUUACCGGACAUUAAGACAUACUACCAAGCAGCGAUAUUAGCAGCAAUCCUUCCCCACUUCACAAACACGGCUUUACUGCAAUGGGUGCAGAUGGAAAAACUAGCUAUUAAGCCCUUUGACGUACCCACCAUACUGUGGCUUCCAAAAAGGUUUAGGCCAGAGGUGCCACAGAUGCCAACACAGUUGAAAAUAGCAGUCAACGCUUGGGAUAAGCUUCAACAUAAACUAACAACCCAUACCCCACUAUAACCGGCCACCCCACUCAACACUAUCACAUAUUGUAUCCCAACCUUUAAUGCCAAGCCAUGGAUAACUAACAGGGUCACACACCUGCACCAAAUGCUCACACAUAACAAACUAAAAACUUUUCCAGCCCUACAAGAAGAAUACCACAUACCGGUGGCCUCUCAAUUCUCCCACAUGCAAAUAAGCUUGUUUAUACAUAAACACACUGAAAAAACUUCCACCCCAGACAAAAGCUCUUUCGUUAUGACAAAAUGGGAACAGACGACCACCAAGGGUUCAUGGGCACCAGCGUUUAAGCCACUAUCUUGGUGUUAUCAGCUUCUCCGACCCACACAACACUUUGCAGACUCUAACCCAGCCAAACACUGGGCACAAGACCUACAAUGUCACAUAAGUAAAGACCACUGGGAACGUGCUAUAGUAGCAACCAAAAAACUAAUCAAGUCAGAAACCCUACUGGAACAAUAUAAGAAGACUCUAUAUAGGUGGUACAUGGUACCCACUCGCUUGCACAAGCUAUACCCAGGCUCGUCUCCAGUGUGCUGGAGAUGUGGAAAGGGGGAGGGAACAGUACUUCGCAUCUGGUGGCAAUGCGAACAAGUAGCCAGCUUCUGGCGAGACAUUGGCCGCCUGAUCCGAGACACUACACACACCAAGCUCCCCUUCAUGCCCCUAGCGAACCUUCUACUACACAUGCCAGACAACACACCUAAAGAGGUACAGAAACUAGCCUUCCACAUCCUUUUCACAGCCCAGAGGACAAUAGCUAGAUUAUGGAAAAUGCCAAGACCACCACAAGUGGCAGAGGUUUGUAAAGACAUUGAUACACAACAUCUAUAUGAAUCCCGCUAUCGAGGGGUUUUCACCUUGACGGACACGGCCACGGAAGCAUGGAGGCUAUGGGAUGCGAGAAAAGCGGUAGACCCCUGGCAACCAAGCCACUAGACAUGAUAAGCUCCUACGGUCAAUCACUAGGUAAAGGUAGACAGACGAGAGACAAUGCAACACGAUAGAGACAGAACCGAAAGAAUAGGCAAAAUUAAGAGUCGUAGAAAAAGUGUAUGUAGGUAUAAGACACAAUUAAAAGAUCUCAAUAAAUGUGAUUGUAAACUUUGAUAUAAAAGUUUGGUAUGGACCCCUUCCUCCCCUCCCUGCUUUCAUUCUGUAACCUCCCCCCUCCCCAUCAGUUUCAUGUUUUAUGUCUAUGACAUUUAUGUUUAUGACAUCUGAAUGACGAAAAUCAAUAAAAGAUUUUAAAUGGAAAAAAAAAGUGUGAAAUAGGCAUUUGGGUUGGCAGGACAGUGUGCUUAUGAGGGUGUUGAAGUAAUUUACUUUGGCAGAGGAAAGAGCCAGAGUGUAGGAGUGCAGCAUAAAUUUAAAGUGGAUGAAGUCCAGUGCAGAGUGAGACUUUCUCCAACAGCGUUCAGCAGUUCUGGAACAUUUUUUUUAAAGAUAUCAGGUCAGCCUGGUGUUCCAGGGUUGUAAUUGCUGCGUCACAAGAAAAAGGGUAGCUGCGCACACAAUGGUAUAUUGUAGAUACAAUAAAUGGUAUCUAAAAGGUAUAAGCAUAAAAGACCAUCAUAGCGUAAUAUGAAAUUCUAUAAUGAUACAAAAAGGAGUUAACAUGGAAAACUCACAAUUUUUAGAGCCAUAUCAGUCGGCUCUAAACUUAAGCAGCAUGUAAUAAUCUCCACUUUUAACGUGGUAAACAGUGCAGGUCCCAGAGAUAAGAUCGUAUUCUUCUGGAUAAAGUGCAGGAACCAGAGUAUGGAGUAUAAAAUAACAAUUUAUUGAACGUGUUAAACAGUGCAGGUCCCCCAGAGAUAAGAUUGUAAUUAUUGCGUUUAAAUGUAGGAGGUGCCAUGAUGUCAAGUUGAGAGAAGAGUGAGGUUGCAGAGUUAGGGCAAAUGAGAUUUGAGAUGGGUAAAAGGAGAGUUUGGAGUUUUGGUGGAGAAAUGCUGGAGAUCAAGGCAGUGGAGGUUUCUGCGAGAUUGGAGAGUUGAGGGUGGUGAAAUUUAGGUAUGGGGUAUGCAGAUGGUGGUCAGAUAGAUGAAAUGAAACAUUGGAGAGAUUAGAGGUGGAACAGAGAUUGGUGACAAUGAGGUCAAGUGUGUUUCCUGCUGUAUGAGUUGCUGAAGUAGACCACUGUGUGAGGCUGAAGGAGGAGGUUACAGAGAGCAGACAAGAGCAUCAGUUGAGGUUGUUGAUUGGGAUGUUAAAGUCCCCAAGUAUGAGGGAAGAAGUGCUAGAGGAGAGAAAGUCAGGUAGCCAGGAAGAUAAGUGUUCAAUGAAUAGCCUAGGAUGACGGGGGGGGGGAGGGGGAGGGGGCAAUAGAUGAGGGCAAUUCUUAAAGGAGUGGGCCUAAAUAUGCAGACAGUGUGAACUUCAUAGGAAGUGAAGGAUAGGGUAGGGGAGGCAGGGAGGACAGGUUGAAAGGUACAUUGCAGGGAGAGAAGGAUGCCUAAACCGCCUCCUUUACAGUUGAGUCUGGGAGUGUGGGAGAAUUGUAGUCCACCGAAACAUAAAGAAGCAGGAAUAGCGGUAUCAGAGGGGGACAGUCAGGUCUCAGUGAGUGCUAGUAGUGUGAGGGAAUUAGAGAUUAAGAGGUGUCAGGACUUAUAUUACGAAUCCUCUCAGACUCAGUUCUGACACUUCCAGGUAUGCGGAACAGGCCCUGCCCCCUUUUCUGACGCGGCUUUCUCAAGCCCUUGUAGAGAAACCGCGGCAGUUUUAAAAUUGCUUAGUGAAUGAGUUAGGUUACUUUCGCAUUCAUACCGCCGGCUAAGCUCCUCUCGUUAAUUUGUGUACCAAACUCCUGGAUUGAAAUAACGGAUUCCCUGUCUUCUCCUCUCCUCUGAUCACGGACUGUAUUUUGAUUAUUCUGCUCUCUCCAACCCUAAAGAACCGGACUGUUAGAAGUUUAUGCUCCUUCCUGACUACAACUACCCUGCCUUUGGAGGACUACUCACAUAAAAAAAAAACUAACUAUACACUUUAUCAUAAUUCUGGAAAUUGCAUAAUUAAUGAACUUUCACCUGCUUGCUAACAUACUCCUGCUUCAACUUGGUUGCCACUAUCUCUGCUACAGUUGCUUUUGCUUUUGCUUUCAACCUAUCCACAAAUCCAUAAAGCUACAGUAAAUUGUGCUUACUUAACCCCUUAAGGACACAUGACAUGUGUGACAUGUCAUGAUUCCUUUUUAUUCCAGAAGUUUGGUCCUUAAGGGGUUAAAGGACUUUUUCCUAUCGCUAAUAAUACUCUGGUUAAACACAACAUCUCUUCUACCUGUGACAUAACAAGAGGUCAUGUAUGGCUGUUGAUUUAAUAUUGCUAGAGAUGAAAUAGGCGUUCCAGAGUACACACUGAAUGUUGGUAGAGUAGGAUAACCUUCAGAGUACUUGGAUGAGGUUUGCAUGGUUUCUAGUUGUUUUAGUGUGAGCAGAUGAGGUGAAGGACCCUGGGUUGGGAGAGACGUCACCAGCUGCUAGAUGUAGGAGGAGAGAUAGUGACAGGAGGUGUGAAUAGGUUUUAUAUGUGCGAGGUCUAGGAUGAGAUUGGGUGGGAGCAGGAGAGCAAGAAUAGAGAAAUGAGUGCAGAGCAUGAGAUGAGAGAAGGGGGGAGUGUAGCAGAGAUGGAAUAAUGUGGAUGUGAUUGUGUUUUUGAGGGAAGUGGGCAUAAGGAGAUAUUUUGAUGCUGAGGAAGAAGAGAGAAAAGGAAUGGAUAUGAAAAUGGAUAUCAUAUUUGGCAUUAAAAAUAACAGUUUUAGCAAUUCAAUGUCACAUAAUUCCAGAUAAAACGUCUUGAACAUUUUGACAGCAAUAAGCUGUCAAUAAAUUUGAAAAUACAUGUUUUACUAAUUGUCACUGGCAGCCCUAACAGAGUUGGGGACUAUUACAUUAAGAAUGCAUGGUUUUCACAAUCUAAGUGGACCACCUGCCCCACAGUUGGGCCUAUUAAUCAAAUACUAAACAGAGGAAAUUAGUGUCCCUUACAGUUCCCACUGCAUUUUAGGCCACCCGUCAGACAGACAAAACUCACUUAUCUCGAGACUUGAGAUAAGUGCAAAUCUUAGGAUAAGUGAGGAGUGUUUUAAUUGGUUGGCUUACAAGGGAAUCAAUAAGAGUGCUCUAACUGAAAUUACAUAGCUUGGGAAAACACUUAUAAUUAUUUGUCGCACUGUGUAAUCUCCAAUAAACCCGCUUACAUAAUUUUUUUUAGUGGUUAUUUUGUUUUUAUUUAUUUUUUUAUUUUAAAGGUUGUUUAAGUUUAAGAUGGGACUUAUUCAAUUUUUGGGGCCUUUUUGCAGCUGAAUUAAAAAAAAACAUAUAAUGGUAAUAUAUAUAUAUAUAUAUAUUUGUGCUCGGAAUUUAAAUACGUGAUGGAUAGUAACUGUGAGCAAAGUUGGUUGUGGUGUGCCGAAACCAACGUACGAGUGGGCCUGUAAAUAAAAGAGGGCCCACCAAGGAUAAUGUAGUUAAAACAGGGUGUAGGUGGGUGGGGACAAUCAGCUGAGCGGCAGCGGUGAGUAGGGGCUGGGAGCUUAAGUAGGGGACUUACUCCUCCCACAAAUUCAGGCCUAAUGGCCUUUCUACUUGUGCUCGGAAUUUAAAUACGUGAUGGAUAGUAACUGUGAGCAAAGUUGGUUGUGGUGUGCCGAAACCAACGUACGAGUGGGCCUGUAAAUAAAAGAGGGCAAAAAGAUAAAUUCGAGAAAAUACACACUUUAUUGCAUUUUACAAGACCAAGUUUCUGAAAGCUUGGCGAAGCUCUUUCUCUGGUUGCGGAAUAUAUGCGUUAUAUAUGGAGGAUUUCCAUCGCCCGAGCCUUUUGAUGAUGUGGACCGGUGCGUUUGUGCUUGAGGCUGCUGAGGCGGCUCCUAUGCGGAAGGAGUGCCCGGAGAAUGCAGCCGGAUUGUGUCCGAGCUUAGAUAACAGGGUUCUGACAUGUGACAUCAAUUUUGCCGUGGUAAGCGGGUGCCCUUGUAAUGUUAAGAGCGGAGAGUCUGGCAGGUGAGUGCGAAAAGUAGACCGUAGUUGGUCGAGAACUUUCACCGGACACCAGGCAUUAUCAGUAGGGAAGAGAGGAAUUAUUGUAGGAUGUAUUGACCGGUUGGUUUUAGUGGUAGGGAUAGAGAGGAGGUAGUGAUCCUCUACCUUGGUGAGGUGUGAAGUUUUAAGGCAUUGUGCGAUAUCUCCUUGACAAAUCACUGUGAACUCUCUAGGUCUGAGAAAACCGUAGAAAGCGAGAUAUAUGGCAGAUUUUAUCACCGUAUUGGUGUAGCUAUCAAAUGGGGCUGUGUCAAGGAGAUUGCUAAGAGACCUGAAGAUAGGCCCGUCUAUGGGUAAUCUAGUGCUUGCGAGUGGUGGUGAAACCUUAGAUAUGCCUUUCAAGACCUUUUUUAUGGGGUAUGAAGACAAAAAGGGGGUGCUGUUAGGAAAAUUGGUGAGGCUGUGGUGCUGAACCCCGGUGAGGUAAAGUUUAAUGGUGUUGUGUGACAGAUUAAGGUGUAGGUGGCAGAAAGAGGCAAAAGACACCAUGGUUUGGAUAGAAAAGUCACCUUGUAGCCCGAAUUCUGCAGUGAAUUUAUUAAAUAUGUUAAGUGCCCUAUUGUAAGUGAUAGCAGUGUUGGGUGAUAAUGCUUGGUGAGUGAGUGAUCUAGCGUGAAGCAAGAGUGUGCUUAAUCCAAUAUUAGUUCGUGAAACCGUGGUGUCCUGGAUGGCUGAUGGUGAGCUGCUGGGAGUGCCUGAGAAAAUGCCUGGAAUCGAGAACGAGAAAGAGCGUCAGCGGCGGUGUUGUGAAUACCCGGGAUAUGAGAACAUACUAAGUGAAACUGAUUGGAUGCUGCCAGCCAGGUCAACUUGCGAAUCAGCCGCAUGAUGGUUAGGGAUGAUGAGCGCCCUUUGUUAAUAAUAUCGCAAGCUGCCGAGUUAUCUGAGUAGCAUUUUACUGCCUUGCCGGACCAGAGAUGACCCCAGGUGUGUGCGGCCGCCACAAUGGGGUAAAUUUCAAAUAGGGUUGAGGUUUCCCUGAAUCCUGGCAAGGCAUCCGUCUCAGUGGGCCAGUGGCCCCUAAACCAGUGGUUCCCGAAAAUGGCUGCGAAACCGGUGUUGGCUGCUGCGUCUGUGUGGAUGAUGGGUGAAGAGGUGGAGAGAGGGGGGAUAAACAUGGAGAUACCAUUCCAGUCUUUCAAAAACUUCCCCCACAUAGCUAAGUCAGCCUUGGCGUGGGGGUCCAAAGAAACUGUGCCGGAGUCCGGGACUCCAUGGAGCAGGCAAAGAAGUCUGGAAAUAAAAGACCUUCCCUGCGGAAUGAUGCGCAUGGCGAAGUUCAGAGAUCCAAGAAGGGACUGAAGUUCUCUCCUGGUGCAAACGUCAUUCCGCAGGAACGUGUCUAUCUCCCCUCUCAAUCGUGAAAGUUUGUCGUGUGGAAGGCUAGCUCUGAGUUUGACAGAAUCGAGCUCUAUGCCUAAAAAGGUCAACUUUGUGGUGGGUCCUAUAGUUUUGGCUGGGGACAAAGGGACUCCAAGUGUGGAAAAAAGUGCGGUAGUACUAUUGAUUGCUGUGGGUGUUGAUGACCCUGGCUCUAUCAGUAGAAAGUCAUCUAGAUAGUGAAUAACGGAGUGACACCUGAUGACAUUCAGAAGCAGCCAGCAUAGUGACUCAGCGAAAAUGUCGAAAAGUUUGGGGCUGCUUCGGGAACCAAAAGUGAGUCGUGUUGAGAAGUAAUAAUACCCUCGCCAUUUAACACCGUGUAAGUGCCAGAGUGAGGGGUGUAUGGGCAGUAAUUUAAAGGCGUUAGUGAUGUCUGUUUUGCUGAGCCAGGGUCGAUUACCAGAUGUCAUGAUAGACUGUAUAGCGUCGUCGAUGGUGACGUACUGCAGAGAGAAUUCGUCUGCUGGAAUGAGUGCGUUUAUGCUUGGAACAAAAGAGGAGUGCGGUGCCGAUAAAUCGAUAAUGAGACGUUUUUUAUUAGAAUAUUUGUGAAUAGCAAUACCAAUAGGGUUAGUGCGCCAGGAGGAAAACGGUGAAGAGGUGAAAGGACCGAUCAUGAAACCGUUUGUGGUUUCUGCGGAAAUGAGAGUGUCUACAGCGACUGGGUCUAAACGUGCAGACUGGAGAUUAGGACAUUCUAGUGUACCUGGGGGAAUGGCUAUUAUGCCUGUGUGAAACCCUUGUGAAAAACCUGUGGUGAGAAAAUCCACUAAGUGCCUGCUGGGGUGACACCUUAGAUAAAAAACCAGGUUGUCGAUAUUAAUGUCGGUUAGUCAUUUGUUUGGUGACAACCUGGCUGGACACAUGGUCUUGGUAUGUGCCCUGAAACAUAUGGAGCAGAUGUGCAAUAGUCUACAGGCGCUGAAACUGCAGGAGCCUGCGUUGAAAUUAUUGCACACCUGUGCUUUACCUAAAAAGGAGAUGGGCCUACCCAGCUUAUCCCGGAGACCACCCGCUGGCUUGUGAGGGGUGAAAGAGGAGUGAGGUGUGAACGUGGGGUGAGGGGUGAGAGUGGAGGUGGUGGGAUCUGGUUCGACGGGACAUAAGUCCGCCAUGUGGGAUGUGGAAUUACAGAUGGCACAAGCCGGGGGCCUGAGUCCGGCGAAGUGGCGACAGAAAAGUUCAGUGUCCAUCUGACCCCAGUUCAUUCUAAUGUUGAACUGCUUGAGAUGGGUCGCCGCCUUCGCUGAGACUGACUUGUGGUAGUCAUAGAAGGAAGAGCCCCCGUACUUGAUGCCUAGAUCCACUACCUUGUGGAGAUAGAGAUCUAGCUCUUCUCUCCUAUGGGGAUACACCGUGCAAAUGACGUCGCGGUAUAUCCCGAAAGCUAUCACAAACUGUGGGAUAGACAAUUUUUUAUUAAGCCUGGGAUCCCUCGUUUUAAGCACAACAGAGAUGUCACCAUAAUUGUAUGCCUUGUUCUCGAGUACAUCCUGAGAGGCUAUGAGUAAAGACACCAGACACACAUCCUUCCCGUCAAGGAUAUCUUUCCUGAUAGAAUCUGGGACGGAGUGUGCUGGUGACUCGAAAGGUGUGAUGGCUGUGCCAGGUGCUGGAGGGGGGAGUAUAGAGGGACAUGAAGGUAUGGCAGGUACAGCCGUGGUAGAGACUGGGACUACGGUGUUAGUACCUGAGGAGGAGAUGGCGCUCUCCACCUUAGACAGCCUGCUAUUGAGGGCCUGUAGAUUGGCCAAGAUAUCUGCCAGGGUAUCCUGGGUGGCCGUGCUGGUACUUGGUGGUUGUCCUUGAGAGCUAGUUCCCGGCCGAGGCUCGGGGACUUGGUGGGUAAGCAGCCUGUAAAGUUCUGCCUUUCUAGCUGUGGCCGGAAAGGGGAUUCCCCUGAGCCUAAGCUCGGCUGUGAUUUUGGGAAUAGUCCAUGCUCUCAAGGACGUGGGGGUUGAAAGAGUGAGUGAUUCGCCUGGAGACACGGGUCUGAUUGGCGUGAAUGGUGCUUCUUCUGUCAGUUCUUCGGUUGGAAUUGGUUCUUGGGACAUUCUAAAAGGAAUGAUUAUGUGAAAGAUAUAUUAGAAGGGGAGUGAGGUAAGAAGGGGGGGUAUGGGGAGUGGUGUGUCUUGAAGAACUGGACUUUAAUGCUAGAUGCCGAGGCGAAAAACUUAACUAUUGAAUGACUGGAUAGGUGAGGCCCUGCUAAUGCCAAGUGGCGAUGAGAGGCUCUACCUAUGAUUUGGCUUAUGACGUAGGUGCCACAGACGUGGUGGCGGGAUGUUGGCCUCUCGGUGACGAUAAGAGAAAUCAAAACGUGUGGCCGUGACAGGUGAGGCCCUAACUAGAGCCCUAUAGUAAGGCAUGCGAGGCUUAUAACUAUGAUUUGGGCGUGGGGCCGUACCUCCGUGUUGAGGUGGGGUGGGGGUGGUAGGCCUCGCGGGAUCAGAUUUCCUGAUAAGGUGGGCUAAGGCAUUAGCCUGUGCCGUAUAGCCAGUUCGAUAGUAUGCUAAAGGGUAAAGUUAGAGGACUGGAAUGGUGUGUGGAUACUAACCUUGACUGGUCGCAAAUGGUAUCUGGAGCCUCCUGGUAAGUGUAGAGAGUCUUGUCUUAAUGCUGUCUUUGAGGAAGAAUCCUGGGGGUUUAAGACAGAUGUUGAUGUGUUUAUACGUAUCGUGAUGUCGUAUGAAUAGUAUAGGGAGAAGGUUUGUUAGGGGCACGACGUGAGAUCCUGCAUUGAGGGAUCUGGGAGGUUUAGGUGUAGGAAUGGGAUGAUUUUGGAUAUGAUUGAGAAGGCAGAAUGAGGCCUUGGGGUAGCGAAUGGACGUACUUGAGUAAGGAUGUAAGUACCUGAAGGUAUGGCUGUGUACCGUGUCAGGAUUUGGUGUUUUCUUGAGCCUGGUGGCCGUAUGACCGAAAGUCUGUGUAGACAGGUAGUAAAGAGAUAACGUAUCCUGGGCGUAAGCCUGAGGGAAGGUAGUAAUGGAGUUGAGACCGCGUGAGGUCUAGUAUUGAAAAGAGAGUGAACUAUACCUUUGAUUAAAGUACAGAGAUUGUUUUAAUCGUGGCAGGUUAACUGCGUGGAAACGGUGGAAUCUUAGAUUAAUACAGGAUCUAAGGGUUUAACCGAGAGAAAUUCCAUAGUUAGCAAUAGAUGUGAAGAUAAUUGAUAAAACCUGAUAACUCAAGGUGAUAAUAAACCAUACCUGUUCCUGUAAUAAAAGGACCUUGGAAUAACAACUUUAAUGCAGAAAAGCAAGAGACCGAUGCAAUCUGUAAAAGCCGAAAAAUGUGACAGCGUGAUUUAUGUGCAAGGAAUAGUACGGAUUAUGUGUAAAGGGUAUAACUUGUAAAUAGUGUUUAAAAAGACUUAUCUGAGUGUUAUUAGGAAAGAUUGGUAUAGCUUGAAUUUAGACAUGUAUGAAGUUAUGAGCCGUGAUGAACAUUAUGUAUAUUACAGAAAAAUACUUUUAAAUGGUUUAACAAGGUAGGAAAACACAGGGCUGGUAGUUAACCAUAUAAUGUAACCGCAAACUGAUAUGAAGGAAUAAAUAAUAGUAGGACUGUGAUUAGAACUUAUGCAAUCUUAGCUUAAAAGAAUAGAAAUAACCGAAUGUAAAUUAGUAAGAUGGUGUUCGUGAAUUUAACCAUACGAGUAGGUUGGUGCUGAAAUAACCGAACGGAAAAGUGAAUGCAGAUAAUAAUGAGCUUAAACAUGAAUAUUUAUUCGGUUGUUUCCGUACGAAAAUGCAUUAAAUGAUAGCGAAAUGAGCCGAACGUUCGUGCGUUUUUUGGCGCGAAUGGAGAUAUUAACGAACAGCGUGUAUUCGUGAAAAUGCGAAAAGGAGGGAGCCUACCCCUACGUUUUUAGGCCCGAACGGCGGGGAAAAAGCGAACGCUAAUUCCCCCGCCUUGCUUACGUGAACGCGCCGGUCUCGUGACCGGAAGUCGGGUACCUCGACCGGAGAGAAACGGAGUGGAAGGGGCCUCGGACGGACGGAGGAUUUGCACAGGGCGUCUGGCUGCUGGAAACAGGUACAGUUCUGGCGGGAAGCUGGACCGGAAGUGCUGGACAAUCAGCUGAGCGGCAGCGGUGAGUAGGGGAUGGGAGCUUAAGUAGGGGACUUACUCCUCCCACAAAUUCAGGCCUAAUGGCCUUUCUACAUAUGUAUAUAUAUAUAUAUUAUUUAUUACAUUUAUUAGAUUUAUUUAAGAGUGCAGCGCUGUAUCUAGAUGUGAGGCAAGUGAGUUUUUCCAAAAAAGUGCUUAACCCCUUAAAGGACCACUCUAGGCACCCAGACCACUUUAGUUUAAUUUAGUGGUCUGGGUGCCAGGUCCCUCUAGGAUUAACCCUUUUUUUUUUAUAAACAUAGCAGUUUCAGAGAAACUGCUAUGUUUAUAAAUGGGUUAAUCCAGCCACUAAAGCCUCUAGUGGCUGUCUCAUUGACAGCCGCUAGAGGCGCUUGCGUGCUUCUCACUGUGAAAUCACAAUGAGAAGACGCAAGCGUCCAUAGGAAAGCAUUAUGAAUGCUUUCCUAUGAGACCGGCUGAAUGACCGCGCAGCUCCUGCCGCGCAUGCGCAUUCAGCCGAAGAGGAGGAUCGGAGGCGGAGAGGAGGAGGAGAGCUCCCCGUCCGGCGCUGGAAAAAAGGUAAGUUUAACCCCUUUCCUUGCCAUCCAGCCCAGCGGGAGGGGGACCCUGAGGGUGGGGGCACCCUCAGGGCACUAUAGUGCCAGGAAAACAAGUAUGUUUUCCUGGCACUAGAGUGGUCCUUUAAGGACCAAACUUCUAGAAUAAAAGGGAAUCAUGACAUGUCAUGAUUCCCUUUUAUUCCAGAAGUUUGGUCCUUAAGGGGUUAAAGACACUUACCCUCUAUGUCACACUUUAGUAUGAUGUACAUAUAAAGGAAACAAAAAAAAUAUACAAAUAAUUGUGCAGUAUACUAAGUAGUGUCCCAAGAGGUUUUGUGAGUUACAAAUGUAUAUAAACUCACAUUUUCUUGAGCCUUUUCCAGUUAUAAGGCUCUAAACUUCCAGAUGUCUGUGUCUUUUAGAGUAGAUCACGCGACCCCUCUCUCAAAGGAAAAGUGUGUAUGUUCCUCUCCACAACGUAUGUAAAAGCCACAGAUAUUGCAAUCUAAGUGUAGUAUCUUAGAUAAUGAUUGUAUCAGUAUAAGUAAAAUUUGAAGUGCUCACCUUUUUUAGAGCCUUUUGGUAACUGGCUCUAAGUGUAUAAGCCUAGUGUCAAAUUAUGGGUUGACACUGCCCCUUCCCUGGAAUCACUUGUGCAGGAUACAGUUGAAUGAGUAAAAAUGAAAAAUGUAUUACAGAAAAAUGUAUUAUACAAAUAUUUUCUAGAAAAUAAAAACAAUAAUAACAUAUAAAAACAAUACAAUACAAUUAUAUGAGUGGUCUAAAUAUAUGUCCACUUUUAGCCAAAACGUGUUUCGCAGGUAAAAAAUGGGCUUCCUCAGUCAGCUUAAAAGAAUCCUCUGAAUCCUCAGUCUUUUAAAUCUUCAAAUGUAGCCGUUUCCAAUUAUGCCUUUAAAAGCGAAAAAUGCCUUCUUGACUCCGUAAUGGCAAUCAGAUUUCUCAUUGGAUCAUCAGCCUGUUUACAUACAUAUCAAUUAAAUCCUGUUUAUGCAAAAAAAAAAAAAGCAUGCAAGUAUUUCAAAAAAAUAUCUAUAGAUCAGUGGUUUCCAAACCAGUCCUGGAUAUAGGGAUCACACAGUUGUGUACACCAUAGAAACACCAUAGACACAAAUGGUUAAUCCAUAAAUCCUGGACAGGUAGACAUGCCUUGAGGACUGAUUUGAAAACCACUGAUCUAUAGAAUCUGAUUUGACAGUCUCUCUAGGCAGAGAAUUCCACAUCUGUAUUGUUCUUACUGUAAAGAACCCUUUCCCCUGCUGUAUACGAAAACAACUUCCUUGACCGCUUGUCUGUUGUAUUUUCCUGCUGAUAAACAGAUUAGCACACUGUAUUUAUUUGAAUAGUGCUAUCAUAUCCCCUCUGAGUUACCCUUUUUCUGAAGAAUACAAAUGCAGUUUUUUUAGCCUUUCCUCAUAGCUAAUGUUUUCUAUCACCUUACUAAUUUUGUAGCUCGCCUCUGCAUUUUUUCUAGUUCUACAAUUAUCCUUCUUUAAAAUGUGGGGUCUUACCAUUGAUUUAUAGAGGAGCAAAAUUAUACUUUGAUCUUGUGACUCAAUACCCCCUUUAAAUUUUAUACACUAAAGCAACGUACUAGCUUUUACAACGGCAGAACGGCUUUGCAUACGUUUACCAAGUUUGUGAUCUAUAAAUGUUUCCAAGUCCUUUUCAUUUAAUGCUAUUCCUAACUUUAACCCCAUUUCAUGUAUAAAAUACUUGGAUUUUUUAUUUCAAAAUGCAUGAUUUUACAUUUAUCUGAAUAUAAUAUCUUCUGCCUGCCCAGACCCCCAAUCUAUCCAAAGCCCUAUGUAGAGAAGUUAUACCAUGUUGACUUCAAGAUCAUUUAUAAACAGAUUAAAGAGAAGUGGACUCAGGACAGAACCCGGAGGCACACCACUUACUACUUUUGCCCAAUUUGAAAAUGUUCCAUUUACAACAACUCUCUGAACUCAAUCUUUAAGCCAGUGUUCUAUCCAAGAUCCCCCCCCACCUUUUCCUUAAACCAACUUAUAUUAGUUUUAAUAGUAACCUUUGGCAUGGAACUGUUUUAAAUACCUUUGCAAAAUCCAAGUAUAUCACGUCUUCUGGAUCCCUCUUAUCUAUAUUUCUACUAACUUCAUCAUAGAAUACAAUUACGUUAAUUUGGCAUAAUCGGUUAUUCUUAAAACCCUGUUUUAAUGAUAAUAAUAUCAUUAGCAGGAAUAACCUGCUAAUGAUAUUAUUCAGAAUGAAUUUUUGAAUGUUAUCCCUUAACAGCCUUUCAAAUAAUUCCCAACCACAUAUGUUGAGUUUACAGGUUUGUAAUUUCUGGGUAUAGGUGACCAAUAUGUUUAUGACAAUUAUUCUGAGUUUGACAGAAGGGUUGCAAGAUAAGAGGACCGUAUAAUCUCCAGAAAACUAUAUAUGCCAAUGUUUAUGCAAAUAAUGAAUAAUAAAUGAGAAAUAAAUAUUGUCUGCAUUUGACUUUUAGUUACUCCUGAGCAAAUAUAUCUACUGAUAAAAAUUUGUUUGGAUUUAUUCUGCUGUUUUUUUUUUUCAUUUCUAUAUAUAGAAUACAAUGCUUUCUUUUUAUUAGUUGAAAGAAGUCAGUAUUGAAGUUUUUAAGAGACAAGUGAGAACAAUUUUUUUUUAUUAUAUAAUAUAUUGAAAUGGAAUUCUCUCAACAAUUAUAGCUGACAGUGCUUUGCCCUUGCACUGUCAGAGACAUAGUAAGGAUAAUCUGGAUAAUGCAUAUACAUGUUGAAUAUUUGGUGGUUUCCAUUUAUGAUAAAUAUAACAAUCUUUAUGACAACUUAGUUAUUAGCAACUGAGUUUAAAGAUUGACAGAAUACGUUGCAACAUUUAUAGUUGAAUAUUGGUUUUGCAAAUUCUAUUGACACAGUCCUUUUGUAAAACUCCUAUCAGGAAUCUUGUCAUAAAAAAGUCCAAGUUGUAAAAGUUUAGUGUAAAUAUAAUAAUCACCUUGAUGUUCAGAACAGCCUGGAAUGAUUGCCAAGGGUCAAUGACUAUAAAAACCAUAGUUAUAAUAAAUAGAUUAUCAACAAAUGCGUCCUAAACUUUCUCUUCACUAUGAAUCGAGGAGACUGGUGUCAGCACAGGUGAGGGCUUGUCUUCAGUGUUGUUGGUAAAUAAAGUCCGGACAUCACUCACAUCUGCCGCAACUGAUACAAACCACCACAUAGAGUUUACCAUUUUGCAAAUUUAGAGGGAUUUUUCUUAUUCAAUAUAAUAUGUUAUUUGACUUGCAAAGGUUGCCAUAUAUCCUUGCAGCUUCCAUAAGUAAGACCUGGGCAGAAUGACUGAGCAUUUGCAGAAAUCUCUGCAUUUCCUGUGACUCCAAUGUCAACAAUGACAACUAAAUGGUUUCAUGAUUAAGUCAUUUGUAAAAACCUUAAUCUGACAGCCUGGUCAAACUCUCAAAAAGAUAUUGAAGUCCACUGGGAAAUAUUCCAGUGGAUCAGUCCACGCCUAGGUAACAUUGUGAUAGCAGCCUAUUUGCAAACCCGCACAGUGCCGGACUAGUAAAGUCUCUGCACAAUUCUUGCCCACUAGCUCACUCUUGCUGUACCCUACCAACAGAUAUCCCUAGUGCUUUAUAUGUCUGAACUUUGUCAUUUUCUUGACAGUUUAUAAAAGUGCUGAUUUCAAUAGAAAAUCUGACCUUUUUUUUUUAAUUCUCUUUUUUUAUUGAGACAAAAUGAUACAGCUUAUAAUUAUAAAGUGAACAUCAGAGCAACAUGUCAUACACAAUAUAGAUAAAACCAAAAAACUAUGGUGGGGAAAAAAAUGUGAUUUAAAACCCCUUCCGCCUGAAGUCUGUGUAUAGUUAAUACAAUGUUAAAGCCAGUCUUGAUUUUCCCACAGAAAUCACAAAUUUGCAGUGAUGUUACUACCCGCAAAGGAUUGCAGAUUUUUGUUUAACAUUGUAUUGACUAUACACAGACUUAAGGUGGAAGGGGUUUUCAAUCACAUUUUUUUCCCCACCAUAACUUUUUUGGUUUUUGCUUUGAAAGCACUGCCAAGCCUCAAUAGCAAGCCAGUAACCAACCGCAUGCUGAUGAUUUGCAUUAACAAUGAAAUAGCUGUCCAUGAGUGGUUCACUGGCUUUGCAUCUUUUCCUAAGUUGUGUUUCAAAGCUGUUGUAUACAGCUAAAAGGAAUCCAAGUUUAAAAUGGAAUUUGUAAACAAAAAGGUGACUCUUUGUUGAACUAAUUUGCAUAUGCCCACCCAGAAUCCUUUGCGAUAGUAACAUCACUACAGAUUUGUGAUUUCUGUGGGAAAAGCAAGUCUUAUGGCUUGACUGGUGUGCAGAUUUUUGUUUAACAUUAUAUUGACUAUCCACAAUAUAGAUAGUAAGAUUUGAUGUAUAGUGCAAGUAAUGCCUCAUUUUAUAGUUUGGGAGAAGCAUGGUAGGUUAGUCAGAGUUAAGAAGAGAGUUCAAUUGUUUGACUAUAACAUAUGCCAGCCAAUUACAGUAUAUACUCGAGUAUAAGAUGAGUUUUUCGGCACAUUUUUUGUGCUGAAAAACCCCCACUCGUCUUAUACUCGAGUCAAUGUCUGUAUUAUGGCAACUUACAUUGCCAUAAUACAGACCAGGACCACCGGGCUCAUUAAAAGCCUGGCGGUCCUGUUGGGGGCUGGCAGCGAGCUGCUACUUACCUUUCCUGCAGCUCCCUUCUCCUCCGUGCUGUUCAGCUCCACUGUAAGUCUUGCUAGAGCCGCAGCGUCAGAGCGUUGCCACGGGUUACCGUGGCAAAGCUCCGCGCUGCACGAAGACUGCGAGACUUACAUGGAGGAGAAGGGAGCUGACAGGAGCUGCAGGAAAGGCAAGUAACAGCUCGCUCCCAGCCCCCCUCCUGCACAGUACACACCAGUGGACCACCAGGGAAUAAUAUAGUCCCCCUCCCUGGCCAGUUAACAAGCAGGGAGGGGGGACAAAAAAUAAAAUAAAAAUGUAAAUAAUAAUAUAAUAAAAUAAAAAAUUUAAUAAUAUUAAAAAUAAAAUGUAAUAUUUAAAUAUUAAAAAAAUAAUAAUAAUAAUAAAAAUAAUAAUAAUAAUAAUAAAAACCCCCACCAAGGUUACACCCUCUGCAUCACAUACACACACACACACACAGCAUUCUAUACACACACACACACUGCAUUCUAUACACACACACACACUACAUUCUAUACACACACACACUGCAUUCAUCAUACACACACUACACAAACACACACACACUGCAUUCAUUAUAUACACACACUGCACAAACACACACACACUCUGCAUUCAUUAUAUACACACACUGCACAAACACACACACUCUGCAUUCAUUAUAUACAAACAUAAAUAAAUAUUCAAUUAAUAUAAUUUUUGGGGGAUCUAAUUUUAUUUAGAAAUUUACCAGUAGCUGCUGCAUUUUUCACCCUAGUCUUAUACUUCAGUCAAUAAGUUUUCCCAUUUUUUGGGGGUAAAAUUAGGGGCCUCAACUUAUAUUCGGUUCGACUUAUACUCGAGUAUAUACGGUAAGUAGAAACUACAGAGUAGACUGCCAAAACCGAGAGCCAGAUUGAGUAUCACAACAAAAGAUAUUAUUUCAUCCGGAGGACUCGCACUGAAUAGUGUAGUAGCAAAUGCCCACUAUAUUAGGUAUAAGAAGCAGACAUGCAAGCACAAACAGUAAUCAGGAAUACAGUAUGGCAAUGAAACAACAUAAGAAAAAAAAGAAGAAAAAACAGAGUAAACAUAAACACUAAAAUAAACUGCUACUUAUUUUAGGCAUGUAUGUGAGUAGCAACAUUCCCGCAGGAGACUCGGUUCAGCCAACACCCUCGAAAGGGCCGUAUUGUGGCUGCCUGUAAACAGCAGAGCCACAUCUUGUGCAUCUGUUUCAGCCACAUAAUGUAUUGAACAAAGCCAGCCAGAGACUGCAGUAUCGCUUGCGGUAAGCUAACUUCCAGGGCAGAUGCGAUGGGAGCCUUUCAAGGACCCAAACCCACUGUUGGGUCCUGCACAGCUUUUGCCGCUUUUAAGAGCUUUAUUGGCUUCCGUCGGAUGUGGGCCCGCCACAGGACCGGAGCAGAAACAUCUUGUAGGAUCUUGAUGCCUAAGCUUCUGGGUGGGUCACCGAUUUGUUCCCUUGUGGCAGGCCGCGGCAGACGUUGGGCCAAUUUUCACCAGAAAUUCGUGAACAGUGCGUCAAGUUUGGAGGGAAAUUCAUCUAGCGCCUUGGUGUAGGCAGCUGAAUACACGGCAUUCACCAUUUUAGGUGAGACUCCAGGUGUGCACAGUGGUAUUACCGCAGUUUGGAGUCCUGAGUUAGUAGUAGAAGUGGGGUCAACAAGGUGAGGACCGGGAUCACCAAAGAUUGGUGGGGCGGGAGAGAGGGGGAACAAGGCCAGUCUUACACAGCCUUGGGCAUCCAACUUAGAACCAGUAGGCAGGAUAGCAGGGCAGCGGAUGUCUACCCCACUCACUGCCUGAGCAGGCCUCAGCUUUGCAGGUAAAGGAUCUCCUCUCAAGGGGACCUAAAGACGGCCUUUAAGAUUCACACAGAACAACCACACCCUUAUACUGUAGGCCACAGCUUUCAGUCAGAAAAUAGGGAAUAAAUCAGCUUUUUGUGAGCUCAAAAUCAAAAUACAGCAAGAGCUGUCCGGCUUGGUAGUCCAACCCCGCCCCCCCAGAAAUCGGACCUUUUAUGAUUGGGUGCAAAAAAACAUCCCUCUUUGUCACACAGCUAGGGAGGAUUUCUUCCACUUUCUUUAGCUCCACCGAGCUAACAGAAGAGGCAGCAGAAGUGCUGUACUAGUGUGCAUCUGCCUUUCCCCUUUCUCAAUGAGCUGAACUAGAGCUCAAAUGGGAAGCUGUGAUCGAGUGCGCAUGCGCACAAUUGUGGCCCAGCACAGAGGCUUCUCAAUGAGAAUCCUCUGAUUGGAGGACUUUAAAAAAAAAAAAAAAGCAUUUUUUUAUUUGGGGUAUAUCUGCUAAAUUGUUAAAAGAAAUCUGUGGAAUGUUUCCUUUUGGAGUUUAGUGAAUAAACUUAGGACACAAUGGAAUUAUUUCAUGAGGGGCUGCAAAGUAGAUCUUUGCUUAGGGCGGCAGAAUUGCUUGCCCCGGCCCUGCUUAUAUGUUCAACAUUUCUUUCUCUGGUUUCUUUCCCACUAUACGUUUGGUGUACUUUGUAAGAUAUGCUGUAUGUAUGCUGUAACGGACCGUUUUGCUCACCAGAGGUUAAAAACCAUUUAGGCAAUAUUCCCCUUUCCAGAUACACCGACAGCUACUGUAAGCACCGAUCUCCCGAACUGGAAACACAUUAACACUGGAAAUAUCCGAACAGGAAAACCAUACGAAAGGGUUACACUCCUGGCAGUCAGCAUACAAUCCAAUUCCCCCAAUAACGAGACGACACUUCGUUUUGAGGGUUAAGCAGAAUCUGAAGAUUUAUUCACACAACCUCCUUUUAAGACAUUCUCCCAUACAAGGGAGGGAUCCACAACAAUUAGUACCCCAGUUACCUCCCACACAUCUCCUCCCCUUAGUGUGACACAUAAUCCCAUUAGUGCAGACACAAAUUCCCUGGGAUACUGGAUGUACCCCUAAACAUAGGGUUACCCCUUUAAAUGUUACAUCCCCUGGUAGCCCUGAUCUGGGUGAGACACAUAUCCAAAAAUCACCCAGACCGGACCAGGGGUUCGGGAAUUAUGGAGGGUUAAAGUUUUGACCGACUGCAUGGCAAAAGUAUCCGAAAAUAGUUCCAUGUAUUUUGGCCCUGCAGUCGGUCACAGAAAAGGGAAUGAAAACACACAAAUUGCCUGGGUUAUAGAGCCUGGGGAGAAUUUAAACAAAUUCCCUUGUUCGUGGUGUUCUUUCUACCGAAUGGCGUGUAAUUCGGUAGUUUCCACACGAAUUCAUGGAAGUCUGGAGGUCUCAGCGGUGUUUGCCUAGUCGAGUGUCCGAUUUUAGUUCCAGACACUCAACGGCAAAACACCGCUGUUCGGGAGUUUAAGAUUGCCGCCGCCACGUGUUCGUUUCCCGAAUGGCGGCCACCCAGAGGACAAAGAACACAUUACAUAGAUUGCCAAUCACCCGUUUGCAACAUUGUUGCAAACGGUAAUUGGAGGCACACUUAUUCCUGGGUGGUCUGGUUGUUCGGUAGUUUCACUCAAUAUAAUGAAUGGGAUGAUUCUACCGAAAAAUCAGGGGAAUGCUGCAUAUACAUAUACAAUCUAGCCGAACACACAGAAACAUACAUAAUAUAAAAGACAUCCUUACUGUAAUCUGCUACAAAGUCUUAAAGGGAUAUUGUUCCUAAAAAGUCAUAUGUCCACGGAUGGCCCUUAAAGGGCCAGUAGCAGCAAUAUAAAAUACCACAUGCCCAAAUAUUGCAUUCCAAAGUACAAAUUCACCAGGGGCCAUAGUCAGCAGGUAGGAGGCGGGUAGCCAGGCCUCUCCAAUGUCCAGUGGCGAGGCGGCUUUCGCCACAUAUGCACUGUGACUUUUUUUCUCUCAAUUCUUUUGUUUUAUUUGCAGCAGUCAUCAUACAGAGGAUAUACCAUUUACAGAAUGAUCUGCUACACAGUCUUCUUGGUUGUGUACCCAUAUAUUAAGUUAACAAAAAAUAUGUAUAUAAGUCAAGGGGGAACCAGGUUUAGGAAAAGGUGGGAAGGACAUAGGGUGGCGUGAAAGGAUAGCAUAGGAGGCGUCUACCCUGCGGGCUCCUUCAAAUGAUGACUCCGAGCCUUUUAUUUUCUACUUAAGAGAAUCUUCUCUCUUCCAAGCACUGCCAUACUUUUGUAAAUAAUUUCAUAGAAUGUCUAACCUGAGCCAUGAGUUUGUCCAUUAAGUAGUUAUCUUUGAUUUUUUUUUUUCUAUCGUCACGCUCAUUGCGACGGCUCACUCUUUUCUCCAUUGAUGGGCCAGGGGCUUGUCUGGCUGCUAGUGUUUGAUUAUUGAACAGAUUGCGGUUGAGGGAAAUAGCUUCUACCAUCCUCGAGAGCAAGAAAGACCUGGGUUCCAACACUAUAGGUCGUUAAAGCAAUCUGGAAAUGAUGUCCCGGACUUGUUUCCAGAAUUGCUUCACCCUAGGGCAAAUCCACGAUAUAUGUAGAUAUUACUCCAUUUCCUCACUACCCCUUCAGCACAGAUCAUCUACAAAUCUUCCCAUACAGAAUAACUUGACUGGUUUGAUGUACCACUGAAACAUAGUCUUUUAGACCGGGUCUUAAAGGGUAACACAGAUUUAGACCUUAGAGGCAUCUUCCCAAAGGUAUUUCCAAUCUCCACGCUCCAAUAUUUGCUGUAGUUCCCCCUCCCAUUGCUCUUUAUAGUUCAAGUUUCCCCAAGUGGAUGAGUUUUCACUAAUGUGAUUGUAUAUAGUGGAAAUGAGUUCCUUUUACUUAACUUCUUCUGUAUAGAGUUGUUCACAAAAUGUGAGGGGGAUCUCUUCUCCUGUGUGAAUUAAUCUCCUUGCUACAGAGGUGGGAAGUUGGAGAUAUCUUAAGAAGUCUCCCAGGGUUAGGUGUGCCCUAAACUGGAGUUCCGGAAAGAGGAUCACUGUUCUAUUGAAGCAUAGGUGCCUAUGUCUCUGGAUUCCUGUACCUUCCAUCCCUGAGAAAUCCCAGACCUUCAUACCUGGGGGGAAGGUCCUGUUAUGCAGAUAUGGUGUCAUACGAGAAAAAAACACUACAUUGAAAAGUCUGCAGCAGAAGAAGGUAUUUUCAUUUGAAAAAGGGGGGGGGGGAUUUUUGAGAACUCACUGACCCCUUCCACCUGCGAAGAAAAAGGAUUUCCCACACAUCCAGUCUGUAGCGUAAGUGAUCAUCCGUCAGCAUGGAAAAAACAGUGUCCUAUCAGCUUCUACCAACAGCCGAGUAGAAUUGAAGAGGCUUGCUGCAAAGAUGGUAUGGGGAUUGGGCCUAGGGAGUAAAAGAGAUAAACAGUUAUUGAGGGAAAAAGCUUACAAUUUUCAAAACACAAGCAGUGGCAUAGAAGCACAAUAGAAAUGUAAUAAUCGGUCUCUAGAAAUGUUAAAAAAAAAAAAACACAAGUCAGUAAAAUUAUUCUAAAUCAGCAAAUCAGAGUUGAUGUUAGUAGCACUGGAAUUAACUAGGCAAGAGGAACUUUCUUAUUUAAUUUUUUUACUAGCCUGAGCCUCUACACUGGCACCUAGUUGAGUAAUGGAAAGAGUGGUGAUAGUCCAUUGGUUGAGGCGAUUCAAAAGCAGAGAGAAAUGGAGUUAUCCAAGAUGGAGAAUAUGCAGCAGAAGAAGAGUGCACGCUACAUGGAAAAAAUACUAGUGAAAUUCUUACUGUCCUCUCCAUGUUCUCCUCUUGAAAUUCCUCUGGCUCAUAGUUGAGUUCAGUGGCAGGAAAAAGAAUAUCAUCAUCACUAGAUUCUUCAUCACCACCAACACGAAAACCAGAAGACCUCUCCAGUAUAGGUUUCUUCUGAUGACACCAACAAACUAGACUCUGCUAACCUCUCUCUUAUUUGUUUUUUGGGGGGAGGUCUAGAAGGAUUAGUGCUAGUUGUACCAGUUCAGCUGCUGCUAAAGGUACUCUAGUCUUUGUUUGAGGAAGCCCUACAUGCUUUACAAACAUGCUGCUACUACUUGUGGGCCUAGCUGACUUUUCUUCGGCCACCAAUUAGUACAAAAUAAGACCAAAACUCCCCCAAAUAUUGGGAACCAAAUCCAGGAGGGGGAUGCGCACAUGCAAAAAUACAGUCACCUAAUGUGCAAUCAGACCAGGCUGGCAAGACCUAAAAGCUGAGCUUCAGGAUAAAAAAAAAAAAAAGAUGUCUGGAUGUUAAUGACGUAAAGCUUUAAGUAAAAAAAGACUGCUCGCAGGCAGUUCUUUCAGUACCCAGACAUUUUUUUUUUAUACGAAUAUAUAUUUUAUUUAAAAAACUGCAUUUUAGGUGGUGAAUCGGAUGGAAGGGACAUGAAUACAUAUAGUGGUGGUAGUGGAAGCAGUGGUGGUGAAGGUGUCAGUGAUGGCAUAGGUGUCAGCAGUACUUGUGGCCUGAAUAGGUGUCAGCAGUACUCAUGGACAUGGAGAUAUCAGCAGUGCUUGUGGCCAAGGAAGAUGUGUUAAGACUCUGAGAAGCCAUGGCACGCUUCUGAUGGUGGAUUUUUGUACCUUCCACAUUUCUUGGGAUUAGAACAUUACAUUGUUGAUCGCCAAUUCCUGCCACUUUCAUCUCAAAAACAUAGCGUGCAUCCGCUGUUGUUCUCUCUCGCCUUGACUACUGUAAUCCCCUUUUCAGUGGUCUUACGUAUUCCCAGCUUGCAACCUUGCAAUCUAUAAUGAAUGUGUCAGCGAGGCUCCUCUUCCUGUCCACCCGCAACUCCUACACCUCCCCCCUCUGUUAGUUGCUACAUUGGCUUCCUGUAAGAUAUAUGACUCAAUUUAAGAUUCUGGUGCUUGCUUACAAGUCUCUACAUAAUGCUGCCCCUACCUACCUAUCCUCCCUAAUACAUAAGUAUGUUUUGUCUAGGACCCUGUGCUCCGGGAAAGACCUAUGUCUAUCCUCUGUACACCUACCUCUGAUGCUUGCCUUUUAGACUUCUCCACGGCUGCACCUUUUCUGUGGAACUCCCUUCCCUUCUCUGUUAGACUUUCACUCAGUCUCCAUUCCUUCAAAAAAAAAAUCAUUCAGGAAAGCGUAUCAAUUAAACAGUUAAAAGCUUUCCCUCCCUGCACCCUCACUCCUCUCCUGCAACUGUCAAAAAUAACCUACUAAUUUCACAGUGAAUACUUUUCUAGCAACCUACUUCUACUUUAACCCUUUGUGUCACUAUACCCCACUCCCUCUAGCAUGUAAGCUCACUAAGCAGGGUCCUGAACCCCCUCUGUUCCCGUGUGUCCAACUUGUCUGGUUACAAUUACAUGUCUGUUAGUCCACCCAUUGUACAACGCUAUGGAAUUUGCUGGCGCUUUAUAAAUAAUAAAAUAAUAUUAAUAAAAAAAAUUAUAAAAAAAGACCUACCUUACUCAGUGCAGCGUUCACUUGCGCAGUAAACUCCCACAAACUGCAUUGCCUUCAGUAGUGGCAAUGAAACACACUCAAAAUAAACUAAUCUGUCUCUCACAAGAAAUAAUUUUUUUUUUUUAAAGUUACAUAAUUUAAAUCAGUGAAAUCUAAAUCCAAAUUAGUAAAUUGAACAUGCUGUAUGUAUGGCUCUGGCAGUGCACAGCAGUAAACCCAACCACCUUACUAGGGUGAUUGACACAAAGUAGUUGUUAGUGUUACACUGGCAGUGCCUGACUAGGCACAGCAGUAAUAAAAAAUUAUUGCAGUUAUAAAAAACUGCAAUAAUUACACUUGCAGGGUUAAAGGACCACUAUAGUGCCAGGAAAACAUACUCGUUUUCCUGGCACUAUAGUGCCCUGAGGGUGCCCCCACCCUCAGGGACCCCCUCCCACCCGGCUCUGGAAGGGGGAAAGGGGUAAAAACUUACCCUUUUCCAGCGCUGGGCGGGGAGCUCUCCUCCUCCGAUCCUCCUCUUCUCCUCCCCGUCGGCUGAAUGCGCACGAGCGGCAAGAGCUGCACGCGCAUUCAGCCAGUCACAUAGGAAAGCAUUCUCAAUGCUUUCCUAUGGGCGCUGGCGUGCUCUCACUGUGAAAAUCACAGUGAGAAACACGCAAGCGCCUCUAGUGGCUGUUAAUGAGACAGCCACUAGAGGAAAUAGGGGAAGGCUUAACCCAUUCAUAAACAUAGCAGUUUCUCUGAAACUGCUAUGUUUAUGAAAAAAUGGGUUAACCUUAGAAGGACCUGGCACCCAGACCACUUCAUUAAGCUGAAGUGGUCUGGGUGCCUAGAGUGGUCCUUUAAGGGUAGUGGGAGUUAGCCCCCAGACCACUCCAAGGGGGCAGAAGUGGUCUGGGUGCCUGGAGUGUCCCUUUAAAGUGAAGCAAUACCUUUUUUCACUUCCCAUUGCAUGUACUGCAUUGCAAUAGUAAUUUACAGGCAUAACUGACACUGCAACUGCAGAUUUCCAGUGAUUUUAUUUCCAGUGAUUUUAUUUCCAGUGAUUUAUUUAGUGAUUUCCAGUGGGCUUUUAUUCAGUUAAAACAAACAGUAGAAACAAAAACUCAUUCCAGAUUGUGCCAUUUAUCUUUAAUGUUUUACUCAUCUGACAACCUUAAACUGGGAGGAAAAGUGACAUAAGCCUGCCCACUGGGCCAUUUUCUGUCAAUGCAGUGCCUAUUUAUAUUUGUUAGCAGCUUACUUGCACACUGUUUAGAAACACCUCUUCAUCACUUUAAGCAUUUAUGGUUUAACUUUGAAUCCUCAGAAUUGUGGCCAAUGCCGCUAAGCUGCUAAGUCAUAGUUGUGUAAGGGGCAAAUAGCCGUAUAUGGAGUAAGGAUCAAUGGCGGAUCCAGGGGGGGGCAACGGGGCAGUUGCCCCCCCCCCCCAGAGAUUCUCCCCUGCCGGCUAAUGCAGGGCUGGCAUUGUCCAAGUGCCAGCCCUGCAAUGUGCCUGCAGACCGGAGGGGAGAUCAGAGACCUUCCUCCCCGGUCUGCAGACACCGUGCUGGCAGCCGGCAGGGGAGGGAGAGAGGACCUGGGAGCUCAGCCUGCAGCUCCUCCGGGUCCUCCUCUCGCGAGCAUUGAGCGUUGCCGCGGUUACCACGGCAACGCUCCAAAUCUCGGGAGAGUGAACUCUAGCCCAGGAGCGCGGGCUAGAGUUCACUCCAACCACUGGGACCACCAGGGAUUCCCCACUGGGACCACAAGGGAUUCCCCACUGGACCACCAGGGAUCGAAAUAUGUCCCCCCCUGCUCCCAGUAAAGGUAAGAAGGGAGGGGGGACAUACAUUUAUUUAAUUGUAUACAUUAUUUAUUUAUUUUUAUCAAAAAACCCCCUUACCCUCCUAACCACACAUUGCCCCCCAUAAACAGCCCACACACACACACACACACACUGCCCCCAUACACACACUGCCUCCCCAUACACACUGCCCCCCCAUACACAUACACUGCCCCCUCAUACACACAUACACUGCCCCCCACACACACACUGCCCCCCCACACACACACACACUGCCCCCCACACACACACUGCCCCCACACAUACACACCACAUAUACUGCCCCCAUACACACACACACACACUGCCCCCAAACACACACACACACUGCCCCCCAAACACACUGUCCCCCAUACAUACACUGCCCCCAUACACAUACACUGCCCCCAUACACAUACACUGCCCCAUACACACACACACACACACUGCCCCCCACACACACACACACUGCCCCCCACACACACUCCCACACACACACUGUCCCCCAUACACACUGCCCCCCAUACACACACACUGCCCCUCCCCAUACAAACACUGCAAGUUGUCAAACUGUUCUUAAACGGUUUGACUACUUACUCUGGGAGGGGGUCCCGGCACCAUAACCACUACACAGAGCUGUAGUGGUUAUUGUGCAUGGAUUAUUUCUUUAAAUAAUAUGAAAGUGCCCCUCCCGAGAUCAGUCUCUGGAUCCGCCACUGGUAAGGAUCCAGUAUAAGCGUAGGAUAGGAUAAAGGGAGCAAGUCGGUUGUGGUGUGCCGAGACCGACGAUACGGUAGGCCUGUAAAUAAAGAGGGCCCACCAAUGAGUAAGAAAGUAAAGUAAGUGGAAAGAAAAGAGAAAGUGUUGAAAUGAGGAGUGGGUGGGAGGGUCAUUCUGAUGCUGACCUCAAGCGAUAUGAGUCAGGUAAGAGGUGUCCCUUAUAUAGGGGAGUGAAUUAAUUUAAGCCCCUCCCUCAAAUACAGGCCAAACGGCCUUAAUACUUGUGUAAGGGGCAAAUAGCCUUAUAUGGAGUAAGGAUCCAGCAUAAGCGUAGGAUAGUAUAAAGGGAGCAAGUCGGUUGUGGUGUGCCGAGACCGACGAUACGGUAGGCCUGUAAAUAAAGAAGGCAAAAAUUACUAAUCAAAGAUUUAAUACAGUCAAAAAUAUAUACAAAUUAACCAGACAUUUCCUUAAAUGCAUUACAGUAUUUAAUUCCUGGAAGGAUUUUGAAGGUAGUAAUCUAGGACCGCAACUGGACACCAUUUGUUGUGGGUAGGAUAGUAUGUUAUCUCUAUUGUUGGUGCGUGUUGACUCAUUUCGGAAUGUGGUAGAGCCAAUAGGUAAUGAUAUAUGUGUUUACGUACGUGGGAUCGUUGAAGACAAUGAUCUGUCUGAGUGGUGGUGAUGGUAGUGGAUUCUCUGGCCUGAGAAAGGCAUAGAAGGCAGUGGGCAUGGCUGGUAAUGGCCGACUUGGUAGUAUAAUUGAAUGGUUGUAGAUCUAAUAGGUCCGAUAAGGAUGGAAAAGUUGGAUGGCUAUUGGUAAUCUCUGAGAGGAACGUGGGGCAAUGGAUUCCUGAAAACCUCUGAGUAUAUUCUUGUCUGGUAUGAUAGCAUGAAGUUAUGGUAGUUUUGGCCAUAGGUUAUCCUAUGUUGUUGAAUGCCUGUAAAAUAUAUAAUUAAUGGUGUGUGAUAGUUUAAGUUUAAAGUGGCAAAAAGAAGCAAAACCUAGGAGAAAUGUUAUGUCAUGUUCCAAUGAGAUUCUUUAAGCCAGGUGAAAAGUUGUGUUAUGCGUUCUACAAGUAUGGGACGAAAGUGCUAGGUGGGAUAGUGCAUGCUAUGCUGCCUGAGUAUGUCUAAUCCAUGAUUUUGUCUCUGGAACGAAAGAGUGGCCAUGACUGUAUGGGCGGCUGUAUGAAGCGUAUGAUGAACAUGCCUGGAAUAUAAAUGAGACAAUUGUCGGCAGGGAUGUAUUCCCCCCGCCCGGUACAUGAAAGUAAAAGAAAUGUGAUAAGUGGCCAACCAAGUGAGUUCCCCAGAAAUAUCAUGACCUUAUGGAUGAUGAGUGGCGUUUGUUGAUGAUAUGACAUGUGCUUAGUUGUCUGAGUAACAACGGAUUGAUGACCCUGACCAUGAUUUACCAUGAUUUACCCCAUGCCAGAGCAGCUGCUAUAAUGCGGUAGAUCCCCCAAAGGGGCUGAGGUGGUGGAAAAAUUUCCAAACCUGGAUGCCAUGGCCAACAGCUCCAAAGCAAUCGUUCCCGGUAGAUCGCUGCCAAACCCAUGGUAGAUGCCGCGUCUGACCAUCUGGUUGGAGAAGUGUCAGACAAUCCUGGAAGGAACAUGCUUUUACCAUGCCAAGUGGUUAAGAAAUCCCCCCCCAUGUGCAGGUCUGCUGUUGCUGGGGUGUCUAGGGACAUCCUCUGAUCGUCAUGUUGGAAGUGUGGAAAAAAAGGGAAAGUACUCUGGAUGUGAAAGCGUGGUCUUGUGGUAUGAUUGGCAUGGCAAAAUUAAGGAACCUGGUAGGGAUUGUAGUUCCUUGCAGUUGUUAGUACUAAGCAGGAGGUAGUGACUGAUGUAGUUGAGAUUGUUCCCUAUUUGUCUUGUGGUAACUUGCGUGUAUGGAUGCCGACUCAAGUCGUAUGCCCAGUAAUGUGAUGAUAGUGUCUGGGCCGUCUGUUUCUUAUGGGGUACUGGGACGCCCAAGUGGUCAACCAGACUAAGCUGCCGUGAGGCUUCUAGUGAAAAAUAUCUUAUCUUUGAUCAAGAAGUGUUUUAGAUAGUGUAUGACUGUAAGGCCUCUGGAUAUGUUAUCAUAACCAGCACAGCGUAUCUGCGAAUAUCGAUAGUAGGCUAAUCUGUAGCCUGAAAGUUGAGCGGGGAAAGGAUUGCCCAUUUUAUGCCAUGUAAGUGCCAGUGUGUAGGGUAGAUGGUAGCCGUUUACUGCGUUGAUGAUAUUGGUCUUACUUAACCAAGCUUCAACCCAUGCUUGAGUGAUAGCUGUAAAGGUAGAUCAUUGGUGUUGUAUAGUAAGGAAACUCCUCGGAGGGUAUGAGGGAGUUGAGACUUGGGGUAGCGGAGGUGUGUGGUGCCAAUAGGUCUAUGGUUAGUCUUUGUUUAAGGGAAGAUUUCCUUGUGACAAUACCAAUGUGUUUGUGUUUGGUGCCAUGCUGUAAGUGGUGGAGAUUGGAAAACCCAAGUAAAAAUCCCUCUGCAAAUCUUGGCUAUGAGUGUGUUUACAGCCAAUAGUUCUGUUGUGCUGACUAUAAGUGAGGGCAUGCUAUAUUCCUUGAAGGUGUAUAUAUGAUACCUGUAUGGGAGCCCUUUGAAGCUCCAGAGCUUUAGUAAAUCUACUACAAGUCUGGAAGGGUAAUGAGUCAGUAGUGUUGAAAAUGCAUUGGUGUGUACAGAUGGUGAGUACGUUAUUUGUAAGUUGUAUUGGUAUGGUUUGUCAUGUGCCCUGAACCAUUUGAACAUAUAUGCAACAGUCUAUAUGCAAUGCAACUACUAUCAAUUGUCUCUGGUAGUUCAGAGAUGCUGGUACCUGGAGCCUGACAGUGCUCAUCCAUUUGUUUGGGACAAAAUCCCUUCUGUAUGGGUACCUGCACAAAUAAACAUCUCUUCAUAUUCCAAAUGCCAACCCAAUCAAGGGAUGGUCAGUUUCCGAUUUACCUGGAAUCCCUGGACCUGACCAUCACAGAUACAUCAUCAUACAUAUAUAUGCCUUGUUUCCCCAAUGUGCUGGGAUCAUACGUGCAGGGUUAACGUCUUGUGUGUCAUAAGAAUUGAUUGUACCAGGUAACCGAGUUUCGGUUGGUGCUGGUUGUACAGUAGCGUGAGGCCCAGCCUUGUGAGGGCUGUGGUGACCGACUCGAGAUUGCCAGUAUGUCGUAAAUUUUUUUUUGCUCACGAGUUUAUGAGUGAGGCUAGCAUGGCCUGGGUGUCACCUGAGUUGGUGUUGCUGGACCUUCCCCUGCCUCCGUGUUGUCCGUUGAUGUAUGGAGAAGUUUGAAUAACUCUGCUUUCCUUGCUGUGGCAGGGUAGGGGAUUUUCGCCUCCUUAGGUCGGUGGUAAUGUGUGGGAUCGUCCAGGAUCUGAUUUCUGCUGGACUAGAAACAUCUCCUCUGCUUGAAGGUGUAUCAAUUUUAGCUGGGGUGCUAGGAAGAGGUGAUUCUUCACCAUCUUUUUGAGAAAUACUUAAAUAACAAUAAAGAUUGCAAUUAUUAUUUGUACCAAGGGGUCUUGUACUGGCUUGCUAGCUAAGCCGUAAGGCAAAACGAUUAGGCUUGGUGUUUUUUUGGUGACUGGUGAGGCCCUGCUAGUUGCCAAGUGGCUUGAGAGGCUCUAUCUAUUCUUGGCGUGAGGGGAUUUUGUGUGGCCACCGAACAUUGUGGCAGGAUGUUGGCCUCUCGGUGACAGUAACCAGAAAAUAGGAAGAGGAGUGACAGGUGAGGCCCUCUCUAUGAUACAAUGCGAGGCAGCUAGCUCACGAGUGGCCCGAGGGGUGUAUGCCUCCGAGUAUGAGGCAGGGUGUUGGCCUCGAGGGACCACUAACCGAAGCGUAAUGCAGAGAAAAAAUGGGGUAAUACCUAUUGGGCCCUAGAACCCUAAUUGCCAGUACGCUAUUACUAUUCCAGGGAAGGUAAGAGAUGGAUAACUACGUGAGCAGGUGUAUGUACCUGGUAGUAUGGUAUUGAACCUGACAAUCCGUAUAGGUUUUUUGGUUUUUUUUUUUUUGUAGUAACUGUAACCUGAUUGGAUAAAACCGUAUGGCAUAAGGAAAUAUGGCAUAGACCAAACUUAUCUUAAUACGUACAGUAUAUGUGAAAAAUAAAGUGCCUUGAUGUGUAAAUAUUAAACAUCGUAGCCAUACUGGUUAAAUAUGUAUCAAUCUUAACCCAUUAAGUGCCGUAUGUACAAGUGAAAAAGUGGUCUGUCCCCACCUUGUAUGUUGUGUGUCCCCUUGCUAGGGGAAAGUCUGUUGUGUGAGCAGCGUGCUGUGAAAAAUGUAUGUGAACUAUAUUACCAGUUACGUAUAUACAGAUGUGUCUGCUACUAUGUAAUAAUAUGUGUAUUUAUACCAGAUGUUGAUAUACAACUUGCUAUGUGAAUUGUUGUAUGUCUUAUUGAAUGGUAGGGGUCAGUGAACAUGGUGUUGCAAAAUGCAAGUGCACUGGAGAUCUGCCGAGUGCCCUAUAGGUGGCGGUGUAGUUGGAUACUGAUUGGUAUGUGAAAUGUUUUUGUCUGUUGACCUAUAGGGGUCAGUGUUUUGGUGUUUGUAAAACCCCAUGAAAAUUGUCAAUGUACUUGACAGACCUGUAGGUGGCAGUGUUGAUAGAACCACUGUUGGUCUUGAUGUGAACUGUAAAUUAUUGUGAAUUAAACCUGAAGUUGAGCCCGUACUGGAGUUUAAUUUAUGGUUUAUGGUUAUGUUUAAAACAAUCUUAUGUGUAAUUUAUAUUGUCUGGUAAAUUGUAUAUGACAUGUGAAGACAGUUUUGCUGUUGACCAGUAGGGGUCAGAAAUGCUGAUUGUCUGGUAAAAAUACCCUUUAAGCCCUUAAGGACCAAACUUCUGUCAUGUGUCCUAAGGGGUUAAUCCAAAUGCAAGGUUAACGUGAGAUUUUGAGAGUGAUCUGUAGGGGUCAGUGUGGUUUAUGUGAAACAUUGUUCGUGAGCUAUGCCCCAGCAUUAUAGUUGUAUGACAGGGAAACGAACAGUGCCCAUUUGACAAUAUACAAUAUGUGAACAUAAUAGCUUAAUAACAGUCAUUGUAACAAACCAAAGUUCUGUUCGUGGGUUGUAAACGCACGAAACGUGUGUGUAGUACAAUAGUAAAUGCAUGAACUAGUUUGGUAGAAAAUUGCCCGAAACGUGAACCUGGUAUGUCAGGGAAACAAAAUGAAACGAGCAGUGAGAAUCGAAUGCACGCACAAAAUUGCCUAGUAUGUUUAGGCAAUUGAAACAGAAUGCGUUCCAGUUCGGGAGUAUGCUAAUGCUCGAAAUGAGCCAGUGACAGAUAUAAACAAGUGAGUUUAAACGAAUGAUAUGCAUGAACAUGCAAUGGUUUUAGAACAGAUUUAGACAAAAUGCAGCCGUAAAGUGAGGACCUGACCCGUGCAUGGUGCCGUGGGAGUGAUGCCUGGCGUAAUGGGUAGGUCGACUUACGGUUUGUGAGUCACUUGGACACCAUACACAGUGAUAGAUUGAAGAAAGAAGGUGGUAGGCCGGAAAAGCCUGUGGCUGGAUCCCUGACACAGCUCAGCUUAGAAAACCUCACGGAGUAAUCAGGUAAAAUGGCGUCUGGAUCACUCGGAAGUGGAAAUUAUUCUGAUGCUGACCUCAAGCGAUAUGAGUCAGGUAAGGGGUGUCCCUUAUAUAGGGAAGUUAAUUAAUUUAAGCCCCUCCCACAAAUACAGGCCAAACAGCCUUAAAGGACCACUAUAGUGCCAGGAAAACACUCGUUUUCCUGGCACUAUAGUGCCCUGAGGGUGCCCCCACCCUCAGGGUCCCCCUCCCGCCCGGCUCUGGAAGGGGGAAAGGGGUUUAAACUUACCUUUUUCCAGCGCUGGGCAGAGAGCUCUCCUCCUUCUCUCCUCCUCCGUUCUGCCCCGUCGGCUGAAUGCGCACGCUCGGCAAGAGCUGCGCGCGCAUUCAGCCGGUCGCAUAGGAAAGCAUUAUUAAUGCUUUCCUAUGGACGCUGGCGUGCUCUCACUGUGAAAAUCACAGUGAGAAGCACGCAAGCACCUCUAGUGGCUGUCAAUGAGACAGCCACUAAAGGAUUAGGGGGAAGGCUUAACCCAUUAAUAAACAUAGCCGUUUCUCUGAAACUGCUAUGUUUAUUAAAAAAAUGGGUUAACCCUAGAAGGACCUGGCACCCAGACCACUUCAUUAAGCUGAAGUGGUCUGGGUGCCUAGAGUGGUCCUUUAAUACUUAUAGAAAAUGGCAGGGUAAACCUUUUCACUGGAUGGCGCAGAUUGCAGAAUAUGGACAAUUUAUGGGCAGAAAAAAAUUUGUUCAACUAAGAGUAGGCAUUAUAAAUUUGAGCUGAUUAACCUGUGCCAUGUCAGAAGGUGUGAAAAGUUCUUGCCCCAAUGACACUGAACUGUGCUGCUCCGGGCGAGAAUAAAACCUUCCAUUUUCUGUUCAUUCGCAAACAGAAGAGGCACGGGAAUGUCUGUACUCGCGAGGCACCUUUAAGUACACUCACGGGUAUGUCUGUAUAGUGUUUGUGUAGUAUGUAGUGGUGGCUUUUAAAUGUGGAUGUAUAUUUGUGUGUAGUAUGUGUGUGAGUGAAAUCGCGGCAGAAUCACAAUUUUGUUCUCGCUAAACACCAGGGUUCCACAGAACACCAAUUGGGAAACGCUGUUUUAGACAAACAUGUAGCUACUAUAAACAGAUCUAAGUGUAUUCAUUAUAUUAUUAUGCCUUUUCAUCACACAGCAGUUAGCAUAAGCUAGUUUCCAUGGUUUGGAGUAGGAUCUCCAUUAACUGUGCUGAAGAUGGGUAGUAUUGUUAAUGUAAUUAAUGAAUUAAUGUUGUGCUAGCCUUUCUCAAUCUUAUACUGUUGUAAACCUGUUGUUACUUUUAUUUCAAGUUAAAUUGUGGUACUAUAACAAAUGUAUCUUAUUGAAGUUGUUAUAGUCCCUUCAGUCCUACCCCAAAUUUUAUUUUCAUAAGUUGAAGGCUCGGGACUGAUGGGACCUAUUGGCUCUCAUAGCUUAACAUACUGUGACAUCACAUGCCCAUGUGCAGGGUUGUCACCAUCUGCCAUAGAGAAUCAUUGUAUUAAGCCCUCAAUUCAAACUUUCGUUAAUCUUGGGUGGCAUGGUCGUUGCUGUCGCCCAGGAGUGAUGCGAGUUUGAGCACAGGACUUGUUUUUUUGUAUUUGUAUAAACUAUAGUGCCAGUUCCUGGCACUAUAGCUUCCCCCUCUGUCAAGGUCUGCCUCCUUCGUGGAGCAGAAGUUGUUAAUAACUCCUAUCACGAACCUGGGUCCAGCGCCUCGGCCACUUCAAUGAGCUGAAGUUGCCAAAGUGCCUACAGUGUCCCUUUAAGGCUAAAUAGCUGAUUUAGAAAAUGCUCUGAGCCAUCGCUUGAUUAUUUUAGCCUGAAUUUUGCCAUUUUUAUUUCAAUUUUGUUAUAAUUCAGAAUUUAUUGAAUAGCCCUGCCUAAUUCGUUAUUGUCUGUUUCUGUGUUGUGUCACAAAUCACUUUAUCCACUUCAUGUCAAUGAGACAAAGUGUUAAUGCCAAAACUUAUUGUUCACAUCAUUAAUCAUAAUGUCACUGUUAACAAUAUUGUUUUCUCAAGCUAACUAACGAAAACUGAUAUGUUCCAUAGUUCAACGAACUGACAGGUGGAGCUUCAUUAUAAAAAGGGAGAGGCAUGGUCACAAUCGAACAGCAACAAUAAGAACACAAAGAGGUCCGCUUCUCAAAAAGAAUACUGUAAGUAGUAUUUAUUUUUAUUAUUAAAGAUCAUUUUUUUUAAAGAUCAUCACAAAACCUGUGCAUUUUGUGAGUACACUGGUAGCCUUGGUGUGCAAGUUAAGGAAAGAAUCUUAACACGUCUUUAAAGAUUUUGCAAAAAUUCCAAUCUUAUUGACCCCUCUCACUCAGCAUAUAGUUAAAGGGCUACUCUAAGCACCAUAACUACUACAGCAUGCUGACACUGGCAGCCAAUGAAUAAUUUACAGUUUUGUUACGAUAAUUUAGUAUGAAGCAUUAAUGUCUGUUUAACCAUACCAGCUCAGACUGGAAGCAGCAGGGGCAUCUGUGAGAGACAGGUUCUUAAAUUUGACAGUUCACUGUCCCAGUCCAAAUGCACUAGAGGUUCCCUUGCUCCUGAAACUCUACAGUGCACUGUAGUGGUUAUGGUGCUUAGAGUGUUGUAUACAGCAAACAUAAACUUUAAGGAAUCCAUUUUAAAAAAGGAAUUAUGAGGCAAAAAGGUGAUUCUUUGUUGAACUAAUUUACAUAUGCCCCCCCAGAAUCCCUUGCAGUAGCAACAUCCCUGCAAAUUUGAGAUUUCUGUUGGAAAAGUAAGUGUUAUGGAUUGACUGGUGUGUGCAAAUCUGUGUUUAACAAUGUAUUGACUAUCCAUUGACUUCAGGUGGAAGGGGUUUUCAAUCACUUUUUUCCCCCCACCAUAACUUUCUUGGUUUGUUUUCCACAAGUAUCGCCAUGCCUUACUAGCAAGCCAGUUAGCAACCUAAUUCUGAAGAGUUGCAUUAACAAUGAAACAGCUGUCAAUGAGUAGUUCACUGGCUUUGCAACUCUUCUUGGGUUAUGUUUCAAAGCUGUUGUAUACAACAAAAACAAACUCCAAGAAACCCAUGUUAACGCUGGAAUAGUGAGGCAAAAAGGUAAUUCUUUGUUUAACUCCUUUGCACAUGCCCACCCAGAAUCCCUUGCAGUAGUUUGGAAAAAGCGAGUCUUAUGGCUUGACUGGUGUGUGCAGAUCUGUGUUUAACAAUGUAUUGACUAUCUUUAGUUAAGUAGACGGUUUGCUAAGAUCGGACUAUCUACAAACUGAUGGGAUUCAUGAAGUUAGCAGAUUCAGACAAAGGUUUUAACAAAUAUACAAUGUGACAAUCACAACUCCAGUGCAAAACCGUGAAAUAGAAAGAUGUAUAUAGAGAGAAAAACCUUCCCUUAACAAAAAGGGUUUACUCCUGAAGACUUGAAGACUUGCUCUGGUCUUCACUAACAAAUACAUAUAUAGGGUUAUAAUAAAUAAUGGUAAUAUAUUUUCCAAUUGGCCACUCAAACUCAGUAUGCCAAAUACCUUAUGGGUAAUUCCCAGUGAAUUGAUGUGUCUUCAGAUGUGCAGGAUUAAUAUUCAUUCCAAGCAAUGAGAGACCAUGGCUCAGAGAGAAGAAAAAAAAUUAAACAAUAUAAAAUAUGUGAAUUUUUAGCAAUUUAUUUACUUACAUCAAAGUUAAAAACAGCAGAUACAAUCAAGAGUCACCAAAGUUGAAAGUUUUUUGUUUUUUUUCCAAAAUAAUUUUUAUUGUGAAUGCAUGGUACACAAAUAUAACACGAGUGACAUUAUCAUUUAUGCUUUUAAGCUGUUAUUCGGUAAGGUACAUUCACUAUUUUGCGAUUUUCUUAACAUGAACAAAACAAAACAAAUAAGAUUUACCAAACCAACGAAGUCCUGUUAAUAAGCAAGAGGUUGAGCUUAGACAAUUACUUUUGGAUGUGGGUGUCUGGCAGGCUCAGUUAUUGCCAGUUCUUCCACUUGCGUGGAUCAGGGAUUAUGAGGUGUUGCUGCUCAGGACAAUGGAACGUACAGUAUUUUGCAGUUUAAUAGUUAAGAGCAAAAGAAGGUACACCAAAGAAGGUAAGUUGAAAGAUUUUAAUAAGACAUGAGGGGUUGCAUUCAGUUUAGCUGGAAUAUAAACACGAGUUACUAAAUGACAAAAAAUCAAAAGUGAAGAAAGCAACCAGAAAAAAAAGCUAAAACUUAGCUGUUAAUACCGUAUCAAUAUAGUCACCAAAACAACUUUAGGUGAAUGAAGCAGAGUUAGUAUAUAGAUCAGGCCACUGCAGUUUCACUGCUCAGUUUUCUGCCAUGCAAGGGUUAAAUCACUUUGUUUAUGUAGCUCUAGUCACACCUCUCUGCAUGUGACUUGCACAGCCUUCCUAAACACUAACUGUAAAACAAGAUUUAAUGUUCAAACUUCCUGUAUUGCACAGUUUGUUCAAUUUUGAAUUUCUUAUCGCAUGCUCUUUUAACAGCCUGCAGGAGCCUCCUGUGUGUGAUUAAAGUUCAAAUUACAGAGCAGGAGAUAAAACGUCUAAAGCAAGUUAAAGUCUGAUUGAAAAUAAAACCAUUUUUGUUCAUGCAGGCUGUGGAGGGGAGGUGUGACUAGGGCUGCAUAAACAGGCGUGAUUUAACUCCUAGAUGUCAGUAGUCAGCAGUGAUAGGCAUGAUCUAUAUACCAAAACUGCUUCAUUAAGCAGUAUUUUGCUGCCUAUAGUGCCCCUUUAAAAACCUAAAAGGUAUUCAUAGGGAAAUGUGUUUUUGUGCUCUCCUUGAAGAGCCGAAUGAUCAUUAAUAUGAUCUUCAGAGCUCUAUUAAUAGUCCUAAGCAGACUGAUUUUUUUUAAUGCAAUGGCAAACUAAAUGGAUAUUUAUUACUACUAUGAUUGAUCAGCUUUCUUGAUCUUAAUUAUAACUUUAUUCUGUCUUUCCUCUCCUGCUAUAUUAUUGUUAAUUGUGAGUAGGGAUACUGAGAAACCAUCUGAUUGGCACAGGGAUGUGUUUUGCCGCACAUGUGCACUAACCUCCCUAUGCUUUCCUAUGGAAAAGCAAUGGAUUGGUGGAGAUCAUCAACAUUGAUCAUCUCAGCCAAAGAAGUGGAGAAGACCGGCACUGCUGAACUGAAAGGUAUAUAAAUGCCUCUUUUAAUCCUGGUAGUGGGAUCCUGGUCACCUACAGGUUACAGGGCACUAUAGCAUUAGGAAUACAUACUUAUUUCUGGUUCUUUUCUUUGCUGUUGUUUUUUAAUUUGGAAUUAUUUUGACCAAAAUUAGUGACAAACGUGUUCCUCUUAAGCAGGAUAAUUUUAUAUAAGAUUUAUAGACCACAUCUACAAAACGAAAUUGUGUUUUCUGUAUCUCCUAAAAAAAGUUAUAGUAUUUGACUUUCACUAUACUGGUAUAUGUGCCAAUGCAGACAGGUUUAAUUGUACUGUUGCUUUAAAUUUAAUGUACCAAGUUAGAAAAGCCAGGCUCGAAACUUGCAAGCACAGAAGCACAAUGCGUUAUCUCACAAAGCAAUAUAAAUAAUAUACUUUGAGCACUCCACAGACACUAAUUCAUAUUACCUCUUUUUCAGCAAAGAAAUCAAACAGUCUUGGAACAUAAAUUAUUAUUUAAUCACAUAUCUUGCAUGCUUUAGGAUCCAGUGAUCAUCAGUCAGUGUGGUUUAAUGUAAGAACAGUGACUGAGAACAUAAAUUACUAUUUAAUCACAUAACUUGCAUGCUUGCUGUAUAAUAUAUUCUGCAUUUUCCAGACCUAUUUUUCCUUUGUCCCUUCUGAUUUGUACAUAGAUUUAUUUAUGUGACAGUGAUUGGCAGUGCGAUGACAAAUGAUAUAGGUCAAGUAGGGAAUAAUAUAGUUCAAAUAGGGAAACUAGACAAUUAUUUAGGGAAUAUGGUUAUUUUAGGCUAGGUUUUUCCAUUCUCGUGCCAACUCAUUUCAACUCAUUCAGAUUAAUUCACUAAGAGGUAAAAGCUUUUUCUGGAACUGACCAGACAAUAUCAGAUUUUAAGGGGUUAAGGACCAAACUUCUGGAAUAAAAGGGAAUCAUGACAUGUCACACAUGUCAUGUGUCCUUAAGGGGUUAAAUUCGCCUGCCUUGUUUUCCCAGAUUUUCUAUUUUGCCAAAAAAUGUACCUAUAUGCACGUUAGUGAAUAACCCCUAUUGAAAAAAAAAAAUCGGAAAAAAUAUUAGUUGCACCUUGAGUUCAGUGACAGUUCAUGGAAACUGCCUGGGUUUUUUUAAGAAUAUUAAAAUGCAAUAAACCUUGUAGGAAAAAAAAAAUAACACAAUAUCUUUGGUGAAUAUAUCUUGAAUGGAGUUUACCUUAUCUCUCUUAUUUUUUUUUUCAGUUUAUUUUACUUUUUAUAUUGGUUAUCUUUAUAAUCCAGUUAUGACUGACACUGAUAAGAUAUGCGCACAGCUUUUUUGUUUUGGACAAAUUGUUCUAAUGAAUUAUUUUUAAUUAACUUUCAUUUUAAUUAAUCAAUUUAGGAUGCCCUGCUAUUAUUAAACCGUGAAAUAUUAUACUUUCGGUGCAGGUGCUAGAAAGAAUGCAAUUUUUUCAGUUAAAAGCCAGAGUUUGGUGCUCAAAGGGUUAACAAUAUGGAAUCUAGAGAAUGUUCCCACCAUCAGUUUCCCCACACCUUGGAAUGUAAGGGUUAAUAUAUUAGUGGCCUACACACCUGUAACACUAUUCCCUGGCUCUGGGACUUGAUAUUUCUGAAUGUUAAUAUCGACAUUUCUUUUAUUAUGGUAAAAUCUACUAACAAAGGGCUUAUAUGGUUCUUUUAAUGACACUUUCUGUCAUAAAAAUGGCAGCUGCUAACCUACAAGAAUUUAUAAAGGAAUUUUCUGUCUGUAAAAACUGGUGAAACGUUAUCUCCUGCCUCACUAUGUAUUUAACCAUCGAAUUACAUUGGUCAUCACAGAAUUUAUAUAUAAUUUAAGUUAAACUGAAAGGGACACUAUAGUCACUAGAACAACUGCAGCUUAAUAUAGUGGUUCUGGUAUCUAUAGCAUGUCCCUGCAGGCUUUUUAAUGUAAACACAGCCAUUUCAGAGACAAGCCAGUGUUUACAUUACUGCCUAGGAACACCUCUAGUUGCCCUUACUCAGACUAGAGGUGCUUCCCGGCUCAAUGCUGCACUGAUGUUCAGCGUCUCCACAGUCUGCAUAGAGAUUAAAUGAUGAGAUGCUGAUUGGCGCAGCAUGGCAUUUUGCCUCCCAAUACUUUCCUAUGGGAAAGGAGUGGAGCAGCCAAGGAUGCGUAGCAGGGGCAAGGCCAGCCGGGAAAAUCCACACGCAGCACUGGAAAAAUGGUACGUUUUAACUCUUUUUAACAGGGCAAAGGGGAGCCAGUCACCUAAAGUGUGUUUUUAACAUUAUAGUUUGUGACAUCUUUUUUUUUUUUCUCCCUAGUUUCUUUUUAGUGCCUAUUUACCUUUAUGUUCGGUACUAACCUCCUAUCCGGCUGUUUGGAUUAUCUACUUUCUCUAGAUCAUAUUUAGACCCAUUAAAGUUCCACUAUCACAACUACUUUCUAGUAGUUGACUGAAUCUGACCUUAAAGGGAUAAUAUUCAGGAAUUCAUUGGGAAGAACUGUUUUAUUAGCAAUAAUCAGCAUGGCUUUAUGAAACAUAGGUCAUGUCAAACUAACCUAAUUGCAUUCUACGAAGAAGUAAGUAGAAGUAUAGAUCAGGGUGUUGCAGUGGAUGUGAUCUACUUGGAUUUUGCCAAGGCAUUUGAUACGGUUCCUCACAAUAGGUUAGUCUUCAAUCUAAAAGAAAUUGGUCUAGAUGAAUAUUCUUGUUCUUGGGUAGAACAUUGGCUUAAGGAUAGAGUACAACGAGUUGUAAUUAAUGGUACAUUUUCAAGCUGGACAAAAGUGGUAAGUGGUGUCCCUCAGGGUUCUAUUUAACAUAUUUAUAAAUGAUCUUGAAAUGUGCAUUGAAAGCCAUGUAUCAGUGUUUGCAGAUGACACAAAACUUUGUAAAGUAAUAAAAUGUGAGCAGGAUAUUGCUUUGCUGCAGAGGGAUUUGGAUAGAUUGGGGGACUGAGCACUAAAAUGGCAGAUGAAAUUUAACGUAGAGAAAUGCAAAGUUAUGCACUUCGGGGUUAAGAAUGCACAAGCAAUUUACACCCUAAAUGGUAGUGAACUAGGGAUAACCACACACGAGAAGGAUUUGGGAAAUGUUAUAGACAACGAAUUAGGCAGCAAUAUGCAAUGUCAAUCUGCCGUUGCUAAGGCCAGUAAGGUUUUGUCAUGUAUAAGUAAGGGCAUAAAUUCUCAAGAUGAAAAUAUAAUUUUGCCUCUUUAUAAAUCGCUGGUAAGACCACACCUUGAAUAUGCUGUGCAAUUUUGGGCACCUGUUCUAAAGAAAGAUAUCAUGGCACUAGAAAAAGUGCAUAGACGAGCUACAAAAUUGAUAAAAGGAAUGGAGCAUUUUAGUUAUGAAGAAAGGUUAAAAAAUUUUAAAUCUCUUUAGUUUGAUAACAUUAUACAAAUAUAUUCGGGGCCAGUACAAACCAUUAUCUGGAAAUCUAUUCAUAAACAGGGCUAUACAUAGGACACGAGGUCACACAUUUAGGCUUGAAGAAAGGAGAUUUCAUCUAAGGCAAAGAAAAGUUUUUUUUACAGUAAGAGCAAUAAGGAUAUUAAAUUCUUUGCCUGAAGAGGUGGUUUUGUCAGAGUCUAUACAGAUGUUUAAACUGCAAUUGGAUAAAUACUUGCAAAAACAUAACAUACAGGGAUAUAAUUUCUAAUUAGUGGGGUUAUAGCUGCUUGAUCCAAGGAGACAUCUGACUGCUAUUUUGGGGUCAAGAAGGAAUUUUUUCCUAGUUUGUUGCAAAAUUGGAAGUGCGCCAGACUGGGUUUUUUGCCUUCUUUUGGAUCAACAGCAAAAACAUAUGUGAGGAAGGCUGAACUUGAUGGACGCAAGUCUCUUUUCAGCUAUGUAACUAUGUAAAGGACCACUUAAGUCACCCAAACCACUUCAUCUAAAUGAAGUGGUCUAAGUGCAGUGGUCAUGUCAUUUUAACCCUACAAUGUAAAACAGUCAUUUUUUUAGAAACUGCAAUAUUUACAUUAAAGAGAUAAAUUCCCCUCUAGUGGCUGUCAGUAUGGCCAUACUGACAGCCACUAGAGGCGCUUCACAUGACGCAGAAGCUUGGAGGAGACCUUUAAGUUUAAUGCUUUGCUAUGUGGAAGCUUAUUUGUGCAUGGCAGGUCCCCAAUGCUCCUCUCUGUGGCGGAAUGGUGAGUCUCGGCGCUGGAAAAGGUGAGUAAAACCUUUAUUUUCAUUUUAUGGCAAAUGUGGGGGAGGGGGGACAACUAAGAUAGAUAGGAACACAAUAGUGCUAGGAAUACAGGUGUUAUUUUAAAGUUUGUUGUAUUUAAAUUGUAACUGCUCAUAAUUAUGAAAUUAUGUACGCAUUUAUUGAUCACCCUUUUGCUUUCUUGUAUAUUCCUGUUUUCAAAAAAGUUAUAAAAAUUAAACUGGUAAGAAAAUGGCAGAUACAUGCAAAACACAGGUAGUAGUACACAAUUAUAUUUUUGCAACAGUAGCAACUCUAAUAUGCAUGUAAACUAUUUUUAGGGAAAUAUUCAAAGAGACAGCCAAGGUGAUAUAAUUAUUUACCUAUUCUGUUGUCCCAAAUAUGAUUUAUUUCUUGCAAUGGGUAAUUAUUUAAUUUCCAUUAUAAAAGCCUGUUGCUGGUGGUUUAUCGGACAUUAUCUCGAGAUGAGCAUCGUUGGAAGACUAGAUAAUUGGCUUUUACUAUUAAUGAAUGAAUAAAUAAACGCUGGCUGCAUAAGCACUCAGCAGACAAACAAUAUGGUUCUUCUUUGUAGGGCACUCCGCACCAGUUUUAAACAAUAGAACCACAUUGAUUUUUCUAAAGAUAGUUGAUGAAGAGCAGCUUUUUCUGAUGGUUUCUGAUAGCCCAACUAGCCAGAGGUUGUUUUGCUGACUUCUAUUUUCAAGAUCUUAAAUCUUUCCAAUCACAUAUUAGAAGUCAAAAUGGUGUAGAUUUACAUGCAUCUAUCUAUGAAUGCCUUUAGUGUGUAUUGUUAAUUGUUGAAGAAAAGGUUUCUUCCAGAAAGUGAUCUGAAAUAAGUGCCAUAAUUUAUGGUGUUGUGGAUAGAGAUGCUAUAAACACUGUCUUUUCAGAGAAAAUGCAGUGUUUACAUUACAGCCUAGGGAUACCUCCACUGGCCACUCCUCAGAUGGCUACUAGAGGUGCUUCCUGGGGCAGUGCUGCACUGACAUUCAGUGUCUCCACCCUUUGCAUGCAGACACUGAACUUUCCUCAUACAGCUGCAUUGAUUCAAUGCAUCUCUAUGAGGAGAUGCUGAUUGGCCAGGGCUGUGUUUGACUUGUGCUCGCUCUGCCCCUGACCUGCCUCCUUGACAGUCUCCGCUAAUCCAAUGCUUUAAUUUGAAAAAUCAUUGUGAUUGGCUCAGAACACAACUUCUGAUUAUGUCAGUCCAAUAGUGGCACAAGUUAUUUCUGCCCAUUACAAGAAUAAACUGCUAUAAGAGAAGUCAAUCCAUUAAAGAAUCUAGUGGUAGUCCACUAAUUUCUUCUAUCCAACUUGAAAAUUCUUAAUGAAUUCAUGCUUUCUGCACUCUUUUUUUUUUUUAACCCAAUGUUUAAUUUUCAUCUAUUUCAACAUUUCCAUCUAAAUCCAUUUCUUUUAAUUUAAUAAUAACUUUCUGUAUCAAACUUACACCACCCAGCACCGAAUCUCAAACUUUUCCCUAGCCUCUGAAACAAUUUCUUCCAAUCUUUCCCUUCCCAAUAAAUACAUUCUUGCUUCUUUUUUUCUGUUCUGUGUGUGUGUUUUGGAAUUUCUCUUUAUUUUAUGUCUGUUCAUCUCUCCCUGUUUUGUUUGUAUUUGCACUUAUUUCCUUGUUUUGUUUAGUCUCCUCUCCUUAUCGCAUUAGACCUGUAGUUAUUUCUAUAGUGUGUCCAUGGUCAGACUAACAGAAGCUGCAACAUUUGAGCCACUGUGCAACAACAUUGCCAUAGUUAGGACCUGUAGUUGGGCAAAACCUCUCUUGUGCCAUGUGACCAGUGGCGGAACAAUCGCGGUCGAAGGGGUCACAGCUGCGACCAGGCCCGUCACUCCGGGUGCCUGGCGGCCAUGUGUUCCGGCCCGUGCGGUAUAACCGCCGGGGCCGCAUGUUAAGGGGCCCAUCAGGUGGUCCAUGCUGUUAGGGUUACCCAAUGGAAAUUUAUUUCCAGGGGGCCCAGUCAGUGCUGCAGCGAUUUAACAGCGCAAGUUGGCCCCCUUUGACAUCAGAACACAGGGAGGAAGUGACUGACCCUGUCAUUUACUCCCUUCAAUCACAGAGCCCGCGCGGGAGGAAGAGAGGAGAGAGUCAGAGUGGGAACUCUGACUCCCAUCAGCCUGAGCCACUGGAGCCCAUGGGAAAAUCACCCUCCUGCACCUGAAAGGUAGGAAACAGGAGGGUGACAUUUUGCAUGUGUCUCUGUAUGUAGGUGUGUGUGUGUGUGUCUGUAUGUGUGUAUGUGUCUCUGUGUGUGUCUGUAUAUAUGGGUCUCUGUGCGUAUGUGUGUCCACAUGUAUGUAUGUGUCUGCAUGUGUGUGAGGGGAUGGGGUGGGGGGGUAAAUAUAUGGGUGACUCCAGGGCAAUUUUUACACCGAGGCACCAUGGUUUCUAGUUACGCCUCUGCAUGUGACACAAAAUAAAAAAGGAUAUGGAUUUUUUCUUUAUUGUUUCCAUGUUUUGUUAGGCUGUCAGAUCUGCUGUUUUGUCUUUUGAAAUAAACCUUGUGUUGUAAUGGAUCCACAUGUUAUGAGAAGCUUUCUUUAAGGAUAUACCUACACAAUUAAACAAUGUUAGCAGAAAAUCCACCUCUAGUUACUAGGAUUAGCCAACUCUUUCUCUUGGAUGUUGGGCUCCACAGAUGAUUUAAUGUGUACAAAGUAUCAUUUGCUUUUAUUUAUUUUUUUACAUUGACUGGCUUUUUGAUACAUCCUUGUGAGUUCCAGGAUUCUUUUUACCUGGAACUGCUGUUGGUAUAAAACUUCUUUUACCCACCUUGUUACUUGAUUGUACCAAAUGAUCUCCAUCAGUCCAGGGCUGUAUGGCUUUUUAUGGAUUUAAUAUCAGGCGUUUUUUUUGAGGCAUUGCAUGUGAAUGUAGGAAUGUAGAGUGGCAGUGUGUAUGUGAAUUUGAUGAUGAACGCCAGAUGCGACUAAGGUGUUGGUCCAUUCCACUGUCCUUUCUCACCUUGACUACUGUAAUCCGCUUCUUAGUGGUCUUACGUGCUCCCAAAUUGCGCCGUUACAGUCCAUAUUGAAUGCGGCGGCGAGGCUCAUCUUCCUGUCCGCCCGCACCUCCAAUGCCUCACCUUUCUGUCAGUCCCUACAUUGGCUUCCUAUAAAAUAUAGAGCUCAAUUUAAAAUUCUGGUUCUUGCUUUCAAAUCUCUAAAUAAUGCUGCUCCCACCUAUCUAUCCUCCCUUAUACACAAGUAUGUCCCGUCUAGGCCCUUACGAUCUGCUGAAGACUUACGUCUAUCUUCUGUCCGUACUCCCACCUCUGAUGCUCGCCUUCAAGAUUUCUCGAGGGCUGCACCGUUCCUGUGGAACUCGCUUCCCUCCUCCGUUAGAUGCUCACCCAGUCUCCACUCCUUCAAAAAAUCAUUAAAAACCCACUUCUUCAUAAAAGCGUAUCAAUUAAACUGUUAAUAGCUCCUGACUGAUUCCUCUUCUGCAACUGUCACUAGUCUAAUACUAUCCUUACCUUUUUGUGUCAUUUUACCCCACUCACUCUAGCAUGUAAGCUCAUUGAGCAGGGCCCUCAACCCCUCUGUUCUUGUGUGUCCAACUUGUCUGGUUACAACUACAUGUCUGUUCGUCCACCCAUUGUAAAGCGCUGCGGAAUUUGACGGCGCUCUAUAAAUAUCAUAAUAAUAAUGAUGUAUUUGUGUAGUGUUUCAAAUGUGUCAAUACUGUAUGUAGCAGUGAAAGGCCCGAAUAAAGUGUUGUGCUAGCGUGUGUUUUCUCCUUGCUAGAUAUAUUGUGUCACUUGCCCACACCAGUGCCACGUCUGCUAACCAUUUGGAAAUUACUUUUGCUGUUCCAACCCUUUGAGCACCGCACAUUUGGUAGAGUUUUUUUGUUUCCAUGCCUUCGUGGUUUGUGCACUUUGUAUAUUGCUAUAAUGUGUAAAUAAUUUAUUGACGAAACUUUAAACAAGUGCAGGUGUGCUUUAAUCAGUAUGCUACGGUUUAUUGCCAGUCUAUUCAUAAUCAUAAAUAGUUUCAUGUAGACGUGAAAGUAUAUUACUGAGAUCCGUACAUUUGGUUGGGAAAACACUAACAAUUAGAUAAUAGAACAUUUCCUGUAUAUUACUGAGAGCAAUUGAGCCAUACCAAUAUAUCAAUAUUUUAUCUGCUCAUAUAAAGCUAUGAUUAUAUGUCUACAUGUGAAUUAUGAAGUAAGAUCUAAUAAACUGCAAGUUUGUUUGAGUAAAACCCUAUUCACCACCUUGCUUCUGUUGAUUAUUCAUUUUUGUUUAAUUACCUGUUUAACUUCCUCAUAUUAAUAUUGUAAAGUCCUGCAGAAUUUGUUGGUGUAAUAAAGAUAAUAUUAAUAAUAAUUAAUAAUCUACAUGUGGGACUUUUCUAUUGCAUUUUAUAAGUUCUCCCUUCAGUCUUUCCUACGACUUUUGACCCCCGUUAGAUAAAUUCCCUGGAGACACAACUAAAGCAUUUUAAGUACUGAUUUUUUUUAUAUGCUAGACUCGUCAGCUUAAUAUCUUGCACCAAAGUGAUAGUUGAUGCAUGACCCAUUCAAUAUAAUAAUGUGCCUAUCUGUAUAAAUUUAGAAUCCUAUGUCAAAACUUAAUAUUGUGAUAAUAGAUCUAGUGUGCAUUUUAUUUUAUCUUUGUAUGCAUCUCGAACAGGAUUGCUUAUUAAAACUGUUUUUCCUUGUAAAUAAACCUUAUGAAAUCUUAAUUUUAUCAUUAAAGCAAAUCAUGCUAUAAAAAAAGACAAAAUUAAUGCAUUUAUUUUUAUUUUUGUAUGUAUGUAAAUUUUGUUCAUAAAGAAUUGUGUUUUGGUUUUUCUUGUGCGUUGUAUUCAAUUAUUUUUUAUUUUUGUUUUGCGUUCUGAUGCUGCAAACAUUCCCGCAAUAUCAGUAAAUUUUGUUUUCUUUCAGUUGGCCUAAGAAAUAAAAAUGUACCUGCGUCUACUGACUUUGGUAACCUUGCUUGGAUUCUGUAUACAUGGCUCGAAUGGUAUGUAAUUCUUUAAAAACUUUUAUUAAACAAUUAUAAAACGGGAAAAUACUUCAUAUAUUGUAACUUUAACCCAAAUCCAUCUGUUAACAUGUCAUUACCUGAAAAAGGUGUGCAUAAAGAACUAAAUUGCAUAUAUAAACUGUUUGUAUCGAUCAUGGAGGUGUUUGCUUUGCCAUGGAACCUUCUUGUUACGUGCAUGCUCUGUCUCAUAUUCUCUCCUCCAUUGCCUUAGAUGUUUGUCUUUGGGAGCCAUCUUUGUAAUGUAUGUACAGAUGCUCUACGUUUUACCCAUGACUGUGGCCUUGACACUUAUUAGGCCAUAGCCCCCUUUAUUCUGACUUUGUACAGACUGAGUACUAGAUUUUUGGUGGAAUCCUCCAUUCACCAUGAGUAGUUUCCAAGUCUUGUUAUCUAUGGUGUCUAUCUCUUCUCCUGGCCAGGUUAUUAUUUCUACUGGGUACCUGAUGACUCACAGGGCAUAUAUAUUGAUGGUGUAGAUCUUGUUCAUGCCAUUGAGCAGAGACUGCCUGAGUCUGUGGAGAUACUUGGAUGUUGCUGUCUCCCUUUCUCUUCCUCAUGGUUCCCAUGUGUUUGUGGUAUCCCCAGGCACUUGUAACUGUUCUCUGUGUGUACUUUUUGGCUUUCUGGUGUUUCAACUACUUUAAGUUCUAACCAUCUUCUCUCUUUUUGCAAUCAUCCACUCACACUUAUCUAGUCCGAGCAACAUUCCUAAGACCUUGCUGUUUAUCCUAUUUAGGCAGAUCAGUGAGUCGAUGUCCCAUUUAUUGUUGGCAUAGAGCUUGAUGUCCUCUAUGUAGAGGAGGUGGCUGAUGGUAGCUCACCUCUUGAACCUGAAUCUGUGAACCCUCUUCAUGAUUAUCUGGCUGAGGGGGUUGAGGUCUAUGCAGAACAGCAUUUGGGAUAGCAUAUCAUUUUGGUAUAUUCCAUUGGAAUUGGCUUCUAGUGUUGUUCUCUACUUGCCCAUUGAGUUCAUUAUGAAGGCUCAUCGUGUCUUAUUGACCUUGCAAAGGGUUAAGUAUCCCAGUAUCCAUGUGUGUCAUGUUUUGUGGGCUUUCUUGUAGCAAAUCCAGGCACAAGUAAUGAUAAAACUCAUGUAAAUACAUCCACAUACUCUAGAAUAAAUGACUAAGGAAUCCAAUAGCUGCCCUUUGAGUCCUUCAAUGAGUAGGACAGAUUUCAUGAUGCCUUCUGAAAUGGGCCUCUAUUUAAUAUAUUUGGAAAAGCAUUUAUAAUUUAAUAUUCUUGAAUAAAAAAAAAUUAAUUUAAUACUUUGAAAAAUUUUAACAUUUACAUUUUUUUCUGAUAUUAAUAUAUAUUUUUUAUGUAUGAUUUGUUUUUUGAUAUUUUAUUUUUUUGAAAAAAAUACUUUUAAAAUGUUAUCCAAGAAUCGUAAAUUAUUUGAAAGGCUUAUCCAAAAAUAUUACAUGAUGGCCGUGUUAUAAUUUGCCAUUUAAAUUAUAAUUUUGCAAGAAAGGCAUUAGUUAGUUUUGAGGAGGGGAAGCUUGAGCCUCAGGUACUCUUGUAACCUACAUACACUCCUGUUUACCUAUGCAUGUUCAUUUGUUCAUUACAAACACUCACUUAUAAAUUAAAAGGACACACCUUUAAAGCCCUUUAACUUGCUGAAGUGCUUUAUAUGUGAAGAGUGUGUCCUCUUCCUUUUUUUUUUUUUUUUUUUCUUCUUUUUACAAGUGAAGACUUCAAUAGAAAUUGGUACUUUUUAAAAUUAACUUUAUUAUUCCCUCUGGCUUUCAUGCAAACAACAUAUCCUGUUACUUCCUGGUUUGUUUAGCUUAGUGGCGCUAAACUCAAGAGACAGCAAUUUUAUGGCAAGACAGGCGGCUUCAUAUUUGCUUUACUUUCUUUACUGUAACUCCCAGCAGCAAAGAAACAGUUAACAGUAAGUAAAAAAUUUAACCAGAGUGUACAAUAGAGUAUGUCCAGUCAUCAGGCUCCUCCCAAUUCCUCUUUUCUUUGCUGCUAGCCUCCCAGGUGAGUCUAUUCCAAGUACAGCAUAUAUACCAUUUCCAUAUAUGUAUAUGUUGACAUGAUUUAAAUUCAACUCUACUUCACUACAAAACAUACUAGGCUUAGUAGUGUCAUUAUUUACUUAAAUCCCACAAACUAACAGAUCGUUUUCUUACACACACUGUUCCUUUUAAAUUUUAAACCGCCGCCUGCUCCCUUCCAUUACGGACAGAAACCGCAUCGGUAAUCUGAUCGCGGCUUUCUGUCCGGCGGCCAUCCAGUGAAGUUUCACUGGAUAUUAACUUCUUACACCUAUAAGUCUUUUUUCUAAAUACUAAUAAAUGUGCCUCUGAUUACUCGGGCGGUAUCACCGCCUACAUCCACCACGACCGUUCCCCCUACCGUCUCGAUAGCGACAGGUCCGUCCUUCCGUGGCCAUUUUCCCCUCAAUUGCGCGGGCUUUGUCCCGCGCUUUACCGUCAACAUUCUAAUCGUUGGUUGCAGCUUGUUCUCUGCUCUCUUCAGCGGCUCUCCAGCGCCUUCUUCUGGUCGUUCAGGUAAGUGCACCCAAUACAUGGAAAUAAAUAUUUUAAUAAAUAUUUUAAUUAAACACCUCUUCUUGUGGAUUGCUCAUAUUAAAGUGAUCUCGGUCUUUUUUAUUGCAGACUACUUCUAAACAUCUAAAUCCUUGCAUAAGAGGGUGACCCCCCUCUAUACUAAAUACUCUUGUCUCAUUACUGAGGGUGACCCCCUCUAUACUAAAUCUUGUCUGCCUUAUUAUAGAGGGUGACCCCCUCUCAUAAAUAUAUUAAUUUGCCUCAAUAUACUGUAUACUGAGGGUGAUCCCCUCAUUACAUUAUUUCUAUCGCUUCUUAAUCUGUGGGUGACUUCAUGCUCGAUUAAAAAGAUGACUGACACCACUUUUGAUACAACACUUUGCGUUACGUGCCAAAACAAGUCCACCAUCUAUUGAAUUAUUUACUAUUAUUUUACAAAAAAAAAUUGUUUUCAUUAUUAUAUAUUUUGUAUAUAUUGCUUGUGGUGACCCCACUUUACUGCAAUUAUGUCCGAUUUACCUGAACCAGCAGUCCCUGCGGAGCUCAAAGUUUGGCUGUAUAACGCCAUUGCGGACUCCAUUCCAAAAGCCUUAGCAGCUUUCCAUGACCAGUCCAAACCCACCUCUAAAAGGACCCCUAUUUCACACUUGUCAGACUCGGAUGAGUCUAACGGCUCAGACCAUGAGGAAACCCCCCCGCAAACGUCCCUGGAAGGGCGAUAGUGCUACCGCCGGUAAAGGCAAGGCACCAGCUAAAACGCCCAGAUUAUCCAUCCCAGAUACUCGGGAACAUAACCCCAAUUAUAACCCAGACCCAUUAGAGGGUUCCACUUCCAACCUGCAACUGCAAGUAGUUGACGAGUACUGUGCAGAGUAUUCGGACGAGGACUUUCCCUCGCAUGAACUCAAUGAACCCCCCUCUGACUCUAACUCCAUUCUGGAGGAUAUUUUACUGGAUACCCUUGGCCGGCCCUUGUUUGACCCUAGGUACAUCAAACACCCACGCUCAACUGAGUGGCCCCCCCCAGACCGCAUUGCUAAAUUCUGCAGGAUGUGGCUGCGUAAGCCUUUAGAAAAGGAAGUGAGGGCCAAGGUAAGAGCAGACAGGUGGCACUUUAGAUGCGCACAUGGUGUGUGAAUGGACACAAAGGGCACAGGCUACAGGCCUCGACCUUCAGAACACUGGAACUCGGGCAAUACCCGUUUCCACCACAAACACUUCUUCCCCUUAGAGGACGUGGAUCUGCUUCCCUCCGCGGUCACACUCCUACAGGUAAUGGACUCUCAUUUUUUUCAUAUACCUAUAGCAGGCCGAUUAAUAAAUUUUUCCCAACAGUGGUCUCGGCUCACACAGGACCCGUGGAUCCUUCAGACCGUGUCUGGCUUCCACCUAGAAUUUACAGAGAACCCAGUUCAAAUGUCUUUACCUGCCCCCCUCAGAAUGUCUCAAAUGGACGACAUGUCCCUUCAGAUCGAACUCGACGACCUAAUCUCCAAGGGUGCUGUCGAACAAUCCCUCAGCCCACGAGGUUUUUUGAGCAACAUGUUUCUAGCCGAGAAAAAGUCGGGAGAGUUCCGACCUGUCAUCAAUCUAAGAGAGCUGAACAAAUUCAUCAAAUAUAGACAUUUCAAGAUGGAGGGCAUCCAUCUACUACGAGACCUCCUCUGCGAGGGAGAUUGGUUCUCCCGCUUUGACCUCAAAGAUGCGUACCUCACAGUACCAAUCACGCCAGAACACCGCACCUUCCUCCAAUUUCAUUGGCGCAAAACACUAUGGCAGUUCACCUGUUUCCCCUUCGGACUGUCCUCCGCACCUUGGUGUUUCACCAAACUAAUGAAACCGGUGAUGGAACUACUCCGUUCACAAGGGAUUCGGUCCAUCAUAUACUUGGACGAUAUCCUCCCCAUGGCUCAAGACAAGGAGACUCUACGUCUCCAUACAGAUAUGACUUCGGCUCUCCUCCAGAAUUUGGGUUUUGGCAUCAACCUGCAAAAGUCAUCUCUAACUCCGUCCCAGACAAUACAGUUUCUGGGAUUUCAGAUAGAUUCGAUUCAGGCAGUUCUACAACUCCCUGCUACGAAAAUCAAAACCAUUAAAAAGGACAUCCGGAGAUUGCUAGCUUCACCAUAUCUCCAAUUCAAGGAUUUAGCCCGCACAAUCGGAUUACUCUCCGCCUCAAUCCAAGCAAUAUUUCCAGCCCCACUACACUAUUGGGCAAUGCAACAUUUGAAAACACACUACUUACAUCAUUCAACAUCUUACGACCAACAGAUUUUCCUCACAGACGAAGUCUAAUUGGAACUCCACUGGUGGCUUCAACAUUUGGAAUCCUGGAAUGGAAGGGCUAUCUUCGGCCGACAACCCAAUUUCAUUCUGGAAUCAGACGCCAGCCUCCUCGGAUGGGGUGCCACCUGCUCGGAACGUUCUACCGGAAGCCUCUGGUCCCCAUCAGAACAGGCUCUUCACAUCAAUUGCCUCAAAUUAAUUGUUGGUUCUUUCGCAAUCCGUAGUUUUGCCAAGGAAGCCUACAACUGCAGUCUUGUCCUGAGGAUGGACAAUGUCUCAGCAGUACGAUACGUGAACCGCCUAGGUGGCUCCCUAUCAAAAAUGCUAUCAGAUCUGACAAAGGAAUUAUACCAAUUCUGCCUGGACAGGAAUAUCUCCCUUCGUGCGGAAUAUCUCCCGGGCUCCGACAAUCUCGUCGCAGAUUUUUUCUCCUGCCACUGGAGGGAUUCCAGCGACUGGCAACAGGACCCACAAAUUUUUCACCAUCUACAGGUCCUGAGAGGGCCAUUCAACCUGGACCUGUUUGCAUCUCGCCUGAACUGUCAGACGGACACAUUCUUCAGCUGGCUCCCAGACCCAGCGUGUCUGGCAGUGGAUGCCUUCCUUCAACCGUGGCCAACAUCCGGAGCAUAUGCCUUUCCCCCUUUUCCAUGAUCCCACGCACGGUACAAUACCUCAGAACACAGGGCGUCACCAUAACUCUGGUAACCCCACUGUGGCGAACCCAACCAUGGUUCCCUUAUCUCCUGGAGAUGUCAGUGGACUAUCCCCUACUCCUACCCACCUCCUACAACCUCCUCAGGGACCCUUCAGGCAACUUCCAUCCACUAGCACUACAAGGCCACCUUCGGUUAGUGGCUUGGACCAUUUCAGCUUGGACCAUUUCCUGGAACGUCUCUGGCCUUUCGGCUGCUGCUCGAGGAUUACUAUUGGACUCUUGGGCCCCAGGAACAAGACGCUCUUAUCUCUCAGCGUGGCAACAUUGGAAUAGCUGGUGCUUGGAGAGGGACGUCGAUCCCUUUUCAGCCUCUUUGAUUAACAUUAUGAACUUCCUGGCAUCACUCUUUGAACAGGGUAAGUCCUAUCGGUCAAUUAACGUUUUCCGUUCAGCCAUUUAGGCAGCCCAUAGCCCUGUUGACAACUCCGCGGUUGGUAAACACCCCUCCAUAUGUAGACUUUUGUGAGGCAUCUGCCUCGCGAGACCCCCGGCUCCCAAAUAUAAUCAAUUUUGGGAUGUUACUAUGGUAUUAUCCUUUUUGGAGACUUGGCCCCCUAAUGGAGAACUCUCUCUUCGGCAACUGUCGGCCAAACUGGCACUACUGUUCUGUUUGGUAUCGUUUAGAAGAGUUUCGGAUAUCAGAGCAUUUGACGUCCAUGCCGUGGACUUUACCCCUGAGGGAGUACAUUUCUCCAUUACCCGACGCACCAAAACCAAUUCAUCUACAGUAAGCUACCCUUACUUUCACGACAAGCCCAUGCUCUGCGUAGCUAGUUGCGUCCGACACUACAUCCUUCGCACUAAGGACUUUAGACCAUAAACGGAAAUUUGUUCUGGUGAGUAUAAGUAGAGAUCAGUAGAAAAUAAAGAUGCUUUCGGUAACUAAUGCAAUACCUUGCCAUUUGAUAAUUAGUAUAUUGAAUAUUUAAUUAGUUUUUUAUGUUAUCACAAGUACACGCCAAUUGCCACUGUCUCAUUUUUAUUCAGUAUAUUUUAAAUUUUAAUCAAUAAAAGUUACAUUUUAAUUUUGUUUAACUGACUCACCUGUUGCAGAUAAUCUUGAAUCUUGGGUUGAAGAGACCCUUUGCUUUGGGAGGUUAACAAAGAAAUCAUCUGAAUCACUUAGCCAUUAUCUUUAAAUUAGAAUUCAAAGUGAAUACAAAUAAUUCUAUAUUUAAGAUGACAAUAGCCACAAUGGAAAAAAAUAUCUGUUAGCUAUGCUUUCAAGUUUGCUACUCUGGCCUCAACUUUUUAAUUUUGGGGACGCUGGUUUUGUUUUGUAUGGUAUAGACUUAAGAUGUCUGUGUACCUACUUUAUCCCAUUUUAUUCCCUGUCAGUUUUUUGUUUCUUACUAAGUUUGUCAGUACAUGAUACUGAUCUCAUUAUUAGAGGGUGAGCCCCUCUCAUAAAAUGUUCUCCUUGUGUCAAUGCUUGCCACUCCACAGGCACUCUUCCACUGCCACAUGCUCUCCGCAAGGAUAUGUCCCGCCUGUCAGGCUUCUGCGUUCGCACGUUUUAAACGUGCGUUUGCCUAUUCUCUCCUUUUCAAUCUACCAAACGUGCAUAUCUGUGUGCUCAGCGGUUUGUAUUUUCUAUCAGGUUCGUGAGUUUGCAUACGCCUGUUUUUCAUCCUUUAAUCUACUGAACUCGUAUUCAAACAAAUGCACGUUCAGUGGUUUGUAUUCCUUCCUGGUUGACCCUUUGGACCGUUCUGCUCCCGAACGCACAUCCUCAGUGUUCAGUAGUUUCCCUUUGGGCUGUUCGUUUUGCAAACUUUACUCGUUAGCGAGUUUUCUGUGUUAGUUUUUUCCUGUAUUACUGCUCUAUCUCUGCUCACUUUACUUCAAGCGACCGUUCAUAAGAUUUCCCGCCAACACAUUUCGCUGGGUUUUUUUUUACGCUGCCACUUUGGAUUACGUCUUGUGAGAUCCGCGGUGGCCAUUUAACCCUUGCCAGUAUUUGGUCGUCAUUCAUGAAACUCAAAUCGGACAUUGAAACUCCCAAACACCGCUGGACUUCCAUCAUUGCCUGCGUUCAGAUUCUACACCACCUAGAAGGGCACUGUUCGAUGGAAUCGUUCAUCUGAAUGAGGGGAACAAGCUCCACGGUAUGACUAUCUACGUUCGGUAGUUUGUUUUUAAACUACCGAACUUGGCCAACCGUUAGCACUGAUGUCAUGGAGCUGUUUUGGGCAUAGGACCAUGUGACCGGUCAGUCAAAUUAUGACUUCCAUAGAAAUCCCGAACCCCUGAACCGAUCUGGGUGAUUUUUGGAUAUGUUUGUCACCCAGAUCAAGGCUAUCAGGGGAUGUUACUUUUGUGGGGGUUUCAUGUGUUUUGGGGGUACUUUUGGGGUGUCUGAAAAAUAUUUUUUUGUGCCUGGAGAAUAUUGAGUUAGUACAGUUCCUGACUCCAUUAUCUCUCAGGCACAGAGGAGGAGUUUGUUUAAUGUAAGCACAGUCACAGAAUUUAUACAAGUUACAGACUACUUCCCAGCAUUAAGCAUUGGCUCAUGUGUGGGAGGAAUUGCUAUACUUCUCUUUGGAUUAAUAUACCUGCUAUACUCUCUUGGACAGGUCUUCCCACUGGGAGCUAAAUCUAGCUGUUGGUCCAGGAUGAGAAGGAAUGGCGAGACCCCAGCCAAGCUGUGAAUACUAAGGGGUGCUAUAUGUCUAUGCUGCUAUGGAGUAGUAAAGGAGUAUUAUGCAAAAUACUCGCCUCCUGUCAUUAUUAAAAUUAUUACUGUACACUAAAGCUAGCAUAAUCUUAAAUUAUUUUUGAAUUCUCACUUUAGUGUGUUAUGGGCAAAUGCUUUAAGAUGUUAUAGUGGUAAAUAAGAGAACCAGCUGUGGUUACAAGUAAAUAACUCUGUAAGUGUUCUAAAGCCUUGCACAUGUAAUAUAAUUGUAUCACAUGUAAUAAUUAUUUUUAUAUAACAUACAUAGUGAUAUAGCACAUAAACUUCCAUUCUUAUUUUCCAGGAUGGCCCUUAUCCCUGGCUACUAUUUUUUUUUUCUUGACAGUGGCUGUUUUCACUGUUUUGCCUAAGAUGGGCCACUCAUAGGGGAAAUACUUCUUGAUUAAAGGGACACUAUAGUCACCAGAACAACUACAGCUUAUUGUAUUUGUUCUGGUGAGUAUAAGUAGUCCCUUCCAAUUUUUUGCAGUAAACACUGUUAUUUCAGAGAAAAUGCAGUGUUUACAUUACUGCCUAUGGAUACCUCCACUGGCCACUCCUCAGAUGGCUACUAGAAGUGCUUCAUGGGGCAGUGCUGUACAGUGUACAGCACUGCCAUUCAGUGUCUCCCCCCUCAGGAUGGAGACUCUGAACUUUUCUUAUAAAGAUGCACUGAUUCAAUUCAUCUCUAUGAGGAGAUGCUGAUUGGCCAGGGCUGUCUUUGGCUUGUGCUGGCUCUGCCCCUUAUCCGCCUCAUUGACAAGCUCAGCCAAUCCAAUGCUUUCUUAUAGGAAAACAUUGUAAAAGGCUGAGAUCGCCACUUCUGAUGUCAGCCAAACAAGCAGAUCAGGGGCAGAGCCAGCAGCAGCAGAUUGGAGUAAAGGUAAACUUUUGCUAUAUUUAGGAAUGUAUGUUUCUGUUCCUGACCCUGUAGUGUUCCUUUAACAAUAGGAUUUUUAAAUCCACUCAAAAAAACAAAAAAAAACACCCAUAUCUAGCUUUUUUCCCCCCCGCUAGAUGUUAUGUCUUGUCAGAGGACUUGUGGAAAUAUCAAGCCUCUCCUGUUCAUCUGCGGAUGAUAUGAACUCUGUAUUCAAAAAUAUCAAAACAUUUAAAAAAUAUCUAUUAAUCUAAGUUCAUUUUUGGCAGGGGACUUUGAAGACUGUUGCAUUUCCUAUGCCAAGUCAAGAAACUAUAAAACUCUGUAUAAAUACGUGCGAUAUUACCAGUCACAAGAAAUCAAUGAAAGCUGUAACAGGAGAGCCAUUGUGUGAGUAUCAUUGUCUUUUAUAACUACCUUAAUUCACCUUUUAAAAACAAGUAUUUUAUGUUUGAUAUUUCGGGUUUUGGUGGAAAUAAUAAAAUAAUGUGGGUUAUUUACUAAACAGCAAGGUCUGAUGACAAAAGUUAAAAAGCUCUGCUGUAACUAGAUCACGCAUUAAAUAGCUUUGGUUGGUAGUGUACCUAGAUAUAUUUUUUAAAAGCUAUGGAUGCUUCUUUGCCAGAGAAAGAUUUAAUGGGCUAUAUUUAAGAAUUUAAGAAAACACUGUCUUUUUUUUGGGUCAGAUUAACCAUUUCUUUCCUGCCCUACCCACUUCCAUAAAAAAGGUUUAAAAAAAAAAGAAAAUAACGUAAACCCACCUUCCUUUUCAGUGCAAAGUCCAAGCUUUCCCCCAGCCCACUCCUGACAGCACCAAAUUUGCACAGAAUUCACAAUAGCCAAGUCGGAACUCUUGUUCUGGGCUGGCUAAAGACACCCUAAUGAUGCUGUCACAAUUGGAAUUACACCUCCGGCAGGAAAGUGGUUAUAAUAUAGAGGGGCAAGGGUUUAAAAAUAAUAUCAGGAAGUAUUACUUUACUGAGAGGGUAGUGGAUGCAUGGAAUAGCCUUCCACCUGAAGUGGUAGAGGUUAACACAGUGAAGGAGUUUAAGCAUGCGUGGGAUAGACAUAAGGCUAUCCUAACUAUAAGAUAAGGCCAGGGACUAAUGAAAGUAUUUAGAGAAUUGGGAAGACUAGAUGGGCCGAAUGGUUCUUAUCUGCCGUCACACUCUAUAUUUCUUAUAUGUGCGUCAAGCUUUUCACAGUGAAACCCUGCACAUAAAGACUCCAGGCGCCAAGACCACUUCAAAUCACUGAAGUGUUUGUGGUGCUUGGAUUACCCGAUAAGAAUUGUUAAAUUUAAAAAAAAUGUUACUUUGGAGGCAAUGACAAGGCACUGAAUUUUGCUUGUGAUCAUAAAAUAGAAAAACAGAAUCACAUUAUUAAAUAUGAACGAGUUAACGUAGAGCAAAGGCUGUCUUUGCACUGGGGAUAAAACCAACUUCCUGCAAUCGAAAACUAACUUUAGUAAAUUGCUGCAGAAUAUGUUGGCGCUAUAAAAAUACCAAUAAUAAUAACAGUAUGUCAUAUCUUGACCUACUGCCCCAUAUACUACUCAGACUUAUCCAUCUAUUCUUCGGACACAGCCGGGGAUGAGCUAAAGUGGGUGCAUGCGGCUCAAUGCAGUACUUUUAGAUGCCUUUCCUUUCAAUGCAUGUUUAAUGAGAAUCUGCAUGAGUUGCAGUUGAGUAGUCACCCAACAAAUUAGCUUGUUAACAGAAUGCAUUCCCUAUUCCAGAGAAUUAUGGUUGUUAGUAACCAUGGUAAGUGGAAUAAUUAUACCAACUUUCGAGGGUAAAAAAUGUCUAAGUACUAAAUGUACGUUACCUUGGUGGAACCAAAUAUCUGUUAUUAAUCAAUGUUUUUGAACUUGUUGAGCAAGAUGAAUAUGGCAACACUGCAUUUCUUUCUAUACAGGUUUCAUUUUAAAAAACAUAAGGUCCUUUGUGGAAAUCCACAUGAGCAAUGGGUGCGUGAUUUAAUGAAGCAAGUUGACAAGCUGCAGUACGCAAAACUGGCACAUAAAGUUCAUAAAGAACCUGCUGAAAUAAGGUAACAAACAAAGUGAAAGGAUGCAGUGAGGAGCUGGUUUCUGAAUGCAGCUAAAUGUUAUGGCUGAAUAAAUUAUCAUUUUUUUUUUUUUUAUCCGCUAAGAUCAGCCUAAAUGAUUCUCAACAUUGCAUAUACCAAAACUGAAAAAUAUACAAUGCUGUGUAUAUCAUGAGAAGCCUGCUGUCUAUUUGGCUAGCUGUAAAUGCUCGUCUGAAAUACAGAAUAUCUGUCUAAAUAAGAUGUUCGAUAAAAGUAACAAAAAUAAUCACAAAGCACUGGAAACCUAAAACCUGAAAACAUGAAGUGUAGAAAUAAAGAACAUAGAAAUUACUCUGUAAUUAAAGGACCAUUAUAGGCACCCAGACCACUUCAGCUUAAUGAAGUGGUCUGGGUGCCUGGUCCAGCUAGGAUUAACCCUUUUUUUUAUAAACAUAGCAAUUUCAGAGAAACUGCUAUGUUUAUAAUAGGGUUAAUCCAGCCUCUAGAGCCUCUAGUGACUGUCUCAUUGACAGCCGCUAGAGGCGCUUGCGUGCUUCUCACUGUGAAAAUCACAGUGAGAAGACGCUGCGUCCAUAGGAGCGCAUUCAGCCGAUGACGUUGCUAGGAAGGAGGAGAGGAGGAGGAGAGCUACCCGCCCAGCGCUGGAGAAAGGUAAGAUUUUAAUCCCUUCCUCUCCCCAGAGCCCGGCUGGAGUGGGACCCUGAGGGUGGGGGCACCCUCAGGGCACUAUAGUGCCAGGAAAACGUGUAUGUUUUCCUGGCACUAUAGUGGUCCUUUAAUUGAUUCCAAAAUGAUUACGGUCAGAUCUGCUGUCUGCACAUAGGCACAAAGCAGUAUUUCCAUGAGUUAUUGGCCACUGUGUAAAGAUAAUUACAGUCAUCUGAGAAGAAUGCAAAUCAUUUUAAAUUAUAAGUUAUAAGCUAACUCAAGUCAGGUUAUAUGUGAGAUUAUUCAUUUAGAGCUGAUAUUGGUACGUAGAUAUCGCAUAUGUUUUGCCCCUUCAUUUACCUGAAUUAUUUUUCCUGAAUUUGACACACUUAAUACAUUCAGGUAACUGCACUCAUCAGUGCCAAAGUUCUCUGUACAAAAUAGUGCAAUCCUAGGAACUAAAAUACUGUGCAGACCCUUCAGACUCCCAGGCCUCUAGUAGAGGUCCCAAUAUUAAGGAAUCCAAAAAAUACCCCGCAGAGAGGUGUAAAAUCAAUGCAACAUGCAAGUACAUAUGCACAGUUGCAUCUGACAGCCCUAGGUAUUAAACUGUAAAUGUAGUUGUCAGCAGCAGCAACUCCAUUAAUCCUGAUAAAUAGAAUUGUUGCCAAGUAUUCACAGUCAGGGAGCUAGAAACAUUUAUAAGUCUUUCUGUCGGGUAAAGAUGUGAGAUUACUCCAAGAUAUAGAGUAACAAUGGAAUACAGGGAGAGAAACAAGGAAUUAUGGUGUAAACGUUAUCACUAAUGCAAGUUUUAAUUUAAAUGCACAUAGAAUUAUUUACCAUAGUGAAAAUUAAAAUUACAUUUCAAAUUUAAGGUUAAAACAGCCAAACUGGAAACAUUCUCUAAGUCAGCUGUACUUUCAUUUCAGAUAUUCAUAGGGAAGUGUAUUUAAUUUGUUUCCUACAGAGAUAACAUUUUAAAAAAAGGUUCUAGUCUAAAGAGCAGGAAUGAGAGAACACAAUCACGUAAUAUAGCCACUAGAUGUCAGUGUGCUACUAUGAUGGCAUAGAUAGUGGAAAGAUGAGAACUUAUAACCCCGUUUUAAUAUAUGUAUAAAAAAGAAAAAACAAUGGGGAUAGAGCAGAUCCUGGAAAAUAUAAGAUGAUAAAAAUGGACAGCAUAUUUAUUUAUAUGUAACUUUAAACCAAAAUGACUAGCAUGUAAUUAACCACCAGUCAUGAAGAUACUUCCUGUGCCCAACGCGUUUCGUCACAAGUGACUUCCUUUAGGGGUCUGUCUCCAAUAUUCAUACUGAAGUAAAGUGUUCAAGUUGGAAAUGUGAUGCAGUCAAUUUGUUUUUAGUUACAUAUAAAUAAAUGCACUGUUUCAUUUUUAUCAUAUUGGCGUUCUGCACUAUUUUGCUCUAUUCUUUAUUAUAUAGAGGCUUCCACUUUCAAAUCUGGAAUUCGGUGCAUUGAGGCUGUGGGGAAUUACUACAUAUCUGAGCCACGGCUCCCAUUAACUUUAUGUUUGUGAGUGCAAUAUUUUCCGUGCACAUUUGGUGGUGUUAGGGGGUACCACGCCAUUAUUUGUAUCUUAUAUUUCCCAGGAUCCACUGUACCCCUGCUGUUUCUUCUAUAUAGCGUGUUAUUCUUAGGACAUUGGGGAAAUUCCUUGGCAAAGCAGUCCAUUAGAUAGGUAUUUUUGGCUUGUACCACAGUGUGGGUCACAAAUUUGUAUACAUUUUUUAUACAAUUUGCACAAUUAAGCCCUCUUUUAAUGUCAUAAAUAAAUCCUAAUUCUAUCAUUUAAAGAUGAAUUUCUAAUUGUAAACUAUUUUCAUUAGAACAUUAUUCAGUUGGGAGGGUAGUUUAGAGUUCUGAAAUGACUGAUAAUUGUAGCGAGUGCUGGCUGAUGUUAAGGUACAUGUUCCCUAAACUCUCGCUGGGCAGAAUUUACGCUCGGCUAAAUUAAAAAUAAAGGGUAGAUAUCUUAAUCUGGGCAUAGCUCACUACAGAAGUGCUCAAGAAUGGGGUAUUUACAGCAAAUGCACUUACUUCAAACUCUUGUUUUUCAUUUUUAUUUUUAAUUGUUAAUGAAUUAUCUAUUUUAUAUUUUAACAAAUUGGCUUCAAACCAAACCUUGAGUUCCCCUUUAAAUAUCAAAAGUGAAUAUCUAUCUGAUACAGUUUGAGUAGGAGAUAAUCCUUCAUAUAUAUUUCUAAAAGUUUAUAAUGCAGGUUUAUAAAAUAUAAAAAUUCAAAUAACGUAAACUAAAGUGUAUAUGUUGGAGUGGGGUUUGUGGGGUUGUUUCGCCAUUAUCAUGUGAUUAUUCUCCUGCUAUCUCUGGUUUAUAUAUCAUGUUUAACUUGGAUUUCUUUAACAGUAAUAUAGAUUUAAAUUAUCAUAACGAAAUAAUGAAGUUUAUCUUUCUUUUUUAAUACAGACAUGCCAAUGGUUCCAUUAUGAAGAAUCAUUUACAUUGAAUAAGAAAAAAGAAUUCCUUAAAGGGACACUCUGUGCACCAACACAGUUGGUCUAUAUGGUUUUUAGCUUUUUGCUUAAACAGCUUUAUUUUCUUGUAUGCCCAGCUUAAUAAAUCCUUACUGCUAGUUACUCUAACUAUGCAGGACCUUUACUCCUAACCCUUAGCUUUCAAUAACACAAUUGUAUAUAUUACAAGAAGAUAAUCCUCAGCGAACAGACAUUUUGUCGCAUGGUGGUUUUAUUGCGCCACGAAACGUAACAAGGCAAUGUUUCAACUGUAGAAGUGUCUUUGUCAUAUGUCGAAAUGCUGCCUUGUCAAGUUUGAGCGCACAAUAAAACCACCAUAAAACAAAAUGUGUGUGCUAAGGAUUAUCUUGUUGAUCAAAAGUGAAGGAGUUUAGUGGAACAGGAACCCUAGCCUUCAGCAAAAGCACCAAUAUUUGGAGGAAACAUUGGGAGUGCUGCCCACCAUUUUCUUAAUACAAUUGUAUAUGUCAUCGGAAAGCACAGCAAAGCACUCAUGGAUUUGUAGUUUUACACUUCAUGAUUAGAAAGCUGAUGAUUAAACUACACAUCUCAGAAACCUCUGCUUUCAACAGUUGAUAGAGAGCUAAUCAACCCCUGCCUCUACACUUUAACACUUGCAAUGCUAGAUUAAACAUGUCCAAAAGUUAAGACUCCAUAGACCAAAAUCGAAGCUCUCUGUAAGAUCACGCGGUUGGGGGCCAGCAUGAUAAUCCCCUUCAGUCCUUCGAGUGGGGCUGCCCCUUUUCUGGACAGACAGGACCCUUUUCAGACAUUGCCAGUGGCAUAAAUCUCAAUACUGGCCCACCCAUCUCAGUCUCAUACCUCCCAAUGUUGGGAAAUAUAUGACAAAUCUAUUAGAACAAUAACACAUAUCAAAAUGAAGAUGUACACAAUAAGAGACUGUAAAAGGAUUUAGCGGCUUUUAUUUAAAUGAUCUGAGAGGCAUUGCACAUAACCACUCGUCAAUAAACCAUAACCAAAAGAUGACCUUGACUUAGACAUAAAUAAUUGGGAGGAUUCUCGUCCUGGUAACAUUAGGGAAGAGGUCUAAAUUGGGAAAAUACUGCUCUGUAUAAGUUUCUAGUAUGCUGCGCACUCUAAUAUUAAAGCUAGCCAAUCAUAUUGUUGUGUUUUUGCACCACUGGUGCCGUGAAAAUCCAGUGAGAACUGCUGUGUACAUGCUUGCACCUAAUGUACAAGUCGUACAUUGACCUAAACUUGACUCCCUGACUUAAUGGAUCUCUUCCAACCUGGAUUUCCCCUCUAAAAUUAAUUUGAUGUCUAGUGCAAUUUUUUUCUUAGUUAUUUGGUUUUUUUUGGGGGGGGGGGGUUUAAUAAAAUGAUAUUCUCUUCAAUAGAACAGAAAAUGUAAACAGAAAAAUUAAAAGUGAACAGAAAUUAUUGAAUUUACUCUGUGUUGUAAAUGUUAGUUGAGGCUUUAAUGCAACUACAAUAUCCACAAUACACUUUGUUGGCGAGGAAAAAGUCAUACUUUGUACGUUUGAAUGUAUAUACAACCCUUGUUUAAAUAAGAAAAUAAAAUUAGCUUUUUAUGAUCUCGGACACAUACUAAAGAUUACAAUACUGUAUUUUGCAUGCUACUUAGAAGUUCAAGAUUUUGUCAUAAAUUCAAGUGUAAGAGGCACACUUUUGAACAACAAAAGUAGUCUCGCCACGAUAAUUUCAAAUAUUUAAAGGGACACUAUAAUCACCAGGCUUUUUUGCUGUAAACACUGUCUUUUCAGAGAAAAUGCAGUAUGUACAUUACAGCCUAGUGAUAACUUCACUGGCCACUCAUUAGAUGUCUGUUAGAGAGCCUUCCUGGGUCAUGGCUGCCUAAAAUGCAUCCAAACAUUCUGUAUCUCCUCCCUAUGCAUGCAGACUCUGAACUUUCCUCAUAGAAAUUCAUUGAUUCUAUUCAUCUCUAUGAGGAGAUGCUGAUUGGCCAGGGCUGUGUUUGAAUCAUGCUGGCUCUGCCCCUGAUCUGCCUCUUUGUCAGUCUCAGUCAAUCCUAUGGCACUGUGAUUGGAUCAGCCUACCACUUCUGAUGAUGUCAGCAGGCAGUGGGCAGGUGUAAAGGAAACAGGCACACGGCUAGCAGCUCCAGACUUGAAUACUGUAAGAUUUUGCUAUAUUUAUGGAGGCAUGAGGGUCUCAGGGUGGCUAGAUGGUGGUUUUAACCCUGUAGGUUCAGGAAUACAUGUUUGUGUAAUCCUUUAAAUUGAUUCAAAACAUGAAAUGCAAGUUUUCGGCCAAAAUAGCUGAACUGGACAAUUUAACCAAGUCAUCUUUCUUUCCUGAUUAGCUAUUUGAACAAUAUCUCACAUUUAACUGAGGAAUUCCUGACAGUUUGCAGCCUUGAGAGACAUCAAAGACUAGAGAGAUAACCAAGGAAAACAAUUAAAGUAAAGUUUCACCACCUGUCUUUCUAUUAAACAUUAACUUGCUUUCUCAAGUUAAAGGGACACUCUAACCGCCAUAAUCACUACAUCAGUAUUCUCUUUUGCAGCACUCUCUUGUUUUAAACAUAUGACAUUUCCAGCAUAUAUUCCAAAAGCUAAACCCCCUCCUUCCAGAUUCGCGAAGAGCCAAAUUUCCUUAUUUGGCCAUCCAGAUAUUAUGUGUGGUAUACUAUGUCCAUAUGUUACAUGUUCACACAAGAGCUAGAACCCCCUAGAGCAGGGAUAGACAACCUUCAGCACUCCAGAUGUUGUGGACUACAUCUCCCAU
Pelobates cultripes (western spadefoot toad) is the source of this 70520-nucleotide messenger RNA. The record is from the annotation of a GenBank genome assembly. NCBI's taxonomy places the organism in Eukaryota, Metazoa, Chordata, Amphibia, Anura, Pelobatidae.